Molecule: messenger RNA, 59447 nt
Organism: Pocillopora meandrina
Lineage: Eukaryota; Metazoa; Cnidaria; Anthozoa; Scleractinia; Pocilloporidae
Source: the annotation of a GenBank genome assembly
CACAGGAGAACAUUUCUGUUCGUUAGCGACCUAAAUUGAUUGUGAGGUCCGAACAAUGCAAUGUCCUAAGUGCAAAAACACAACUUCCGUAGCAGAGCAUGCCUUCUGCUUUAAAUGUGGCACAAAAUUGGAGACAAACGAAGAAACAUCGUCGCCUCCUGUUCAUAACGUGACGGAAGAUGCGAAAGAGUUAUCGCGGGAGGCACAGAAAUCCAAAGUCGACAACAAUUCAGACGCUCCACUUGGUAAGAUCUUAUCGCUCUUUUCUCCUUUACCUACCUACCAAAUCAGGCAAACCCGAUUGUCGACCAAAGCGUUCGUUUUGUGAAGAGAAAUUUACAUAGACAAAAAUUAUGUCAUGAAGUUCUCUUUUAUGACUUAAAUAUGUUACUUUCACUUUCACAUCUCUAAACUUCUUCAGUGCUGGACAAUUCAUUCUUUAGUUUUCUUUUACGUUGUUAAAAUCACCACGAUUAAAUGAUAAUUUCACCUCUCCACUGACGUCAGGUUAAGAUAUUAGACUCCUCAAAGUAGGUCGAAAGCAACACAGAAUUGAUUUUGUCUGAAUUUAGCUAAUUCGCUACCAUCGAUAUUCCGUUGAAUUAAUUUAUUGAUUUUCUAUUGUAGCAAGUGUAACAAUGUUUUAGAUUUUAUAUGCAUGUCUCCAAAACCAUUUUUUUCCUAGCUUUCAUUUUGUGUUAGUAAUACGUUUGUGGUGGUUUGUGGUGCAAUAUUUAGCACAGAUUGAAACUGAAUCAGCUCAGAGCAGAGAGAACAUUGAAUAUUCUUACAUACAGUGGUCUCAUUUUCACAACACACUGGAAACUCCACCUUCAUUCUUGGGAUCUGAAGCCUAUUAUCAUUCCAGAUUACACCCAUUUAAAACUGAACUCAUUAGCACUAAUUACAGAUGGAAAUUAUGCACAAGUGAUAGGCUGCAUGACAUAGGAAACAAAUAUUAGUUUGCAGUGAAAAACUUUAGAUUGUAUGUUUACAUCAGGAAAGUAGUCUCAUAGAAUGGAGCAUAGGGUUGAAUGACAGCUUGAAAAUCAUGUCCCAAAUGAGCAACAGGAAAGAAUAUGCAUUUGGUGCAAAGUAUAACAUGGCUAGAAACAUUAAUGUAGUAACAUACAUCCAAGAGGGAUGUACACAUGAGAAACAACGUGGUGGCUGGAAUAAUGUGAAGUUGGAUGAGGGAAUGAAGGAGUGCCUCAGUGAGAUAGUGGAUGAGAACUGCGUACUUACUUUGCAUUAGAUUAACCAAGAGCUUUGAAUAAGACUUCAAGCUAAGCCAUGUACAAAACAGGACUGUUGGAAAAGCUCUUGGCUGUAUGACAAUACAUGUUAAACUUGUGAGGCUAUUACUAGCUGAUCGAAACAGGCCAGAUGUCAUCCAAAGUCAGGCUGAUUGCAGAACUUUUUCAUGAUGAACAGAAUUAUUCAUCACUGCAUAUUUAUUGAUGAAUGCGGAUACAGUAUAUGGACUACUAGAAGCAAUGGGCCAACCAAAGUUGGUGAAAGAGCAUACAGACAAGUCCUUUGUCAGUGUGGAAGAAAUGUGAUGAUGGCUGUGUCUCCAGCUGCUGGCUUGGUCCAUUACACUUGUAUAGUUGGUGGGAUGAGGAUUCAGUGAUGAACUUCCUGGCUCAAGCUCAACAGUUACUUAACCCAAAUGAGCUGGUGUAUAUUAAGAGGAAGAAAUUGUUGCUACAUCAUCUUCAACAACCACUAUUUCCAUUGAAGUGAGACUACAUUUGCCUUAAUGAAUGUUCAUCUCUAUGUAAAAUCAUCAUUGAUAACUCCAAAAUUAACAUGCUUGUUUAUUUUCCAAGCAUGAUUGCACAUUCACUGUAAUUAGACUGAUUAUUGAACUCUGAUGAAAAUUUUCUGGUAAUGGAGAGCAAAAAGUGUAGUAUGAAUCAUGAAUGCAUAAUUUAAAUUUAAACAGGUUGUAAACAAAUUUGGCCAUCACCAAUUAAGUAAUUAGAUAUAGCAAAACUCCUUAUAUUGUUAUGUGCACCAUGUAGCUAUUAUGUUCAGUUUUCUGUUGUUUGCAAGAAUGACCUUAAGGAUGUAGAUCUUGGAAUCCCAAUGCAGUAUAAAAUCCUUGCUCUAAUGCUAUUUCAUUGUGGUUCUCUGUUAUAUUUUGUUAGAGUCAAUGUUUUGUUUAUCUUUAAAGAAUGAAUAUAUUACCUCAAUACUAAUAAUCCUUAUCAUUUUUUGCAGACGAGGGAAAAAGAAAAAGAGAGAUUAAUACACAAGAAGAAAAACCAGCAAAACGGAAAUCUGUUGUUGAAUUAGAAAGUGAAGCUGGUGAUAUUGACACUGCAGCUUUAGAGAGCCUCACUGUGUUGGAUCAAGUGGAGGAACAGAAGGGUGUUCCCGCUCCAAAUUCUGUAAUAACAGAUACAGAAGAAUGCUCAACCACCAAUACCAGUGCAACAGAAAGUUCCACAGGAGGUGUGCCGGAGACUACAGAUAGUUGUGAACCUACAGAUGCCACAGGUAUUGGCAAAUUCAAGAUUAAAGUAAAAUGAGUAGUAGGAGACUCUGGAGGACAUAGGAUGAAUGCAUGCUAAGUUAAAAAAAUCAAAUGUAAGUCCUUCAAGGUAGAUUAUUUCAGUUCUCUCAUCUUCAUGGAAUUUUACAACAGCCCCAGCUGAACCACCUUUUUCAAAUCAUUGUUUGUAUCAGACAAACCAAUUAUUUUACUUGGCCAGCACCACAGGUCAACUAUUUCCUUGGAUACUAGUAAUUAUGACUCAGACAAACUGGUCUCAGUUCUUUCAAAGAGUUUGCAAAGCUUUGUUAAUUAUCCCUUAGAAAUUCCAUACUCUGGGUGAAGCCACAAAUUCACUAAAUGAAAUCAGUCAGCCAAAAAAACCACUAAAUGCACCAGUUAGUAGAUCACUACCAACCACUCUGAUGUAUACCUGCAGGCUCAGACUGAGACCCUUCUGUAGCUGUCUUUAAUUGGCACAUGAAAGAUGUGAACUGUAGUAAUUAGGCCCACUAUCCUGCUGUUUAAACAAACUAAGAGGGUUAUGUGUAGAGGUGGCAAACUUCUGUGAAAUCUAGACCCAACCUUGACUGAACAGCGAGGAACAAAAGCGUGAGGGCCUAUUUUUGUGGCUAUUGCCUCUUAUAUAAUAGAAGGCAAAGCCACUAUGUUAUGGAGAUGAUUGAGUGAGUGAUGGUAAGUAACAGUAGAAUCGACCCACUUUUGAUGUGAUGUUUUCUGGUGCUACAUGUACCUAUUGUUUUUGUUUUUUUCAGAAUAUCUUUAGCUCAAUAGCCACUAGCCCAUUUAAUGAUGUUGUCCUUGUUUCAGUUAUUGCAGUGACACAGGAUAAUAAAUACCUUGCCAACAUUUUAAAAUGGUCUCUAGCAAUGUGAUGAAAAACAAAUUCCCUGCAGAAAUGUCUUACAUAGGUGUGAUUUGUGCAUCAUGAAAAUUUUUCCCUUUGAAGAGAGAACAUUUUACCAUCUGAAUCAGCAAAUUAUUUAUCAAUUGCACUAUUUUUUGCUCUAAAUCACAUCUUUUUCUCUAUUUCUUUUCUAGUACACUGUAGAGACUCAUCAUGACAGUCGGUCAGAUUUUUUAAGAAAACUUGGCUUUCUAGAUAAGAUCUAAAAAGUAAUUCUUUUUAUUUGCAACAAAGUUUAUAAGGAUCUAAUGUCAAUCGGUCUUAUUUAUUUAAGUCAAGUCGCUUGGUAAAAAGUCAACGCACAAACGGUGUUGUUGUCACACAAUAACUCGUUCGCGUCUGAAGCGGAUAUAGUCAUUGCCGAUGUUUACUUUGCUUUAUUCGCCUUGAGAUCCUUAUAAACUUUGUUGCAAUAAAAAUAAUUGCUUUUUACUAAAGAUCUUGUCUAGAAAGCUAAGUUUUCUUUAAAAAAUCUGAGCGAUUGACAUGAUGAGUCUUUACGGUGUUGUUGUCACACAACUCAUUCGCGUCUACAGCCAAUUUCAAUUCAAUUUCAAUUCAAUUCAAUUCAAUUUUAUUUGUUAGCAAUACAAUAUUAUCACAGACCUAGGUGACCCGCAAUUAGCAAGCUAUUCUAGGCGGGCCACCCUUCUUAAACAAGUGCUGUCUCUGCUAAGGAUCACAUACCGAUACAAUUAAACAAAGAUAAUCAUUAAUAAAAAUACAAUUGGUGAUGUUUACUUCCUUUUAUUCGCCUUGAGAUCCUUAUAAUCUUUGUUGCAAAUAAAAAUAAUUGCUUUUUACUAAAGAUCUUGUUUAGAAAGCCAAGUUUUCUUUAAAAAAUCUGAGCGAUUGACAUAAUGAGUCUUUACGGUGUUGUUGUCACAAUAAUUAUCUCGUUCGCGUCUAAAGCGGAUAUAGUCAUUAGCGAUGUUUACUUUGCUUUAUUCGCCUUGAGAUCCUUAUAAACUUUGUUGCAAAUAAAAAUAAUUGCUUUUUGCUAAAGAUCUUGUCUAGAAAGCCAAGUUUUCUUUAAAAAAUCUGAGCGAUUGACAUGAUGAGUCUUUACGGCGUUGUUGUCACACAAUAACUCGUUCGCGUCUGAAGCUGUUAGAGUCAUUGGUGAUGUUUACUUCGCUUUAUUCGCCUUGAGAUCCUUAUAAACUUUGCUGCAAAUAAAAAGAAUUGCUUUUUACUAAAGAUCUGGUCUAGAAAGCCAAGUUUUCUUUAAAAAAUCUGAGCGAUUGACAUGAUGAGUCUUUACGGUGUUGUUGUCGCCCAAUAAUUAUCUAGUUCGCGUCUUAAGCUGUUAUAGGCAUUCGUGAUGUUCACCAAUGUUUAAGCUUCUGUUUGAUGUUCACCAAUUUUCACCAGUGUUUUUUUUACUAAAUAUCGUUUACUUUUCUGUAUGUUUAACUUCUAAUAAGUUGUAUUGGAUUAAGGACCAACUCGCCGACGUCUCUACUCGAUUUUAUACGUCGGCGAGUUGGCGUCGGUGAGUUGGACCGUCGGCGAGUUGACCGUAAUUCCAUCCAUUCCCCCCCCUCCUGCCCCAUCCAAGCUGCAGCAUAGAAGUUACUGUAAAACAUGUUAGACCUCUAAGCAUUUAAAUCACCUCCCUCCUAUGUGUCAUGCUAGCUGUUGCGUUUAACACUAGAUCUAAUAUACAUGCCACCAGCUAAAGUAUGGGAGUGACUGGAAGAGAAAAUUUUGUUGGCAAUAUCUGGUCAACGAAUCAAAUUCCUUGAUUUUGGGCAGCUUACAAAGGUUAUACAGAAAACCCUAUUAAAGUAUGCCUAAAGAUAUGGACAAUUACUGCGUAAGUAGUUUUAAAACAGUUCAAGUAUUUAGAAUUCCCCUAGAUGUGAAAAAUAUAAAGAAUUAUGAACAUUGCAUUACGCAUCUCAUAAUUCAUUGAUAGAUACAUGUAGGAAAUAGAGUUAUUGCCAAAGCUACUGAGAACUGCGGACUCCUCUAACCCUUGUAAUACUUCGUUACAAACAGGGGAGACACCAGUAGGGAUCGGAAGUGAUCAAAACCAAGGAGGCGGCAGUAGCCAGUCUGGUACGAACAGUACGUCUCAGCCAUCUGAAGCUGAUGGUCAGCCCACGAAGGACGAGGACAGCAAUCAUGAAAAUGAAAGCGGUGGAGAUGAAAGUGAUACACAGUCAGAGGUAAAUCUUGUCAUCUGUUGUGUGUAAAUAGUGCUUCAAGACGAUUAAAAUUGUAAGUAAGUGUUCUAAGAAUGAAGAUGUAGUCUGGCAUCUCUUAAUUUUUGGUAUUGAAUAACACUAUCAUAUUCAUAUUGUUUGUAAUUUCAGGAAGAAGAUCCAUCUCACAACGUUCAAAAAGCAAAGCCAGGUUCAAAAAUGACUAAACGAAAGAGCAAGGCUAAAAGGAAAAGGGAUAAAAAGAGAGAAAAGAAAAAGCAAAAGGAAGAGGAAGCACGCGUGAAAAUCAAGUAUGUAUGGUCUUUGAACAUCAAUUUUGAAAGACAAGUGGGGUCGAGAUUCUUGAAAAAAGUUUACUACAUGUAUUAUGUAUCAGCUGAUGGUAAGAUAUUGUUGUCGGAUGUAAAGAAAUGCCCAAUCAUAAUGACACAAGUCAUGACUAUAACAAUGGCACUAACUCACAUCAAAAACAUAUUCUUUCACGCGAUGUUAUGACUUAAAUAGUACUGAAUUCACUCUGACAUAUGUGAUAAUGAAAGUGAAAGAUUUAGGCUGGCUCGGAGUGGAAGCCCUGCACAAAUCUUUUCUUAAGUCUUACUAAAAUUGCUUUCUUAAAAGCUUAUCUUGAAGUCGGUAUUAAAUUAAGGAAACUUUCAUGUUAUAAUUAUCCAAGGUGUUUUCACACGAGUUGUUGCGUCUGUCAGAAAAUAUUUUAUUAAGAAAAGUAUAUCAUCAGGCUAAUAAAAGAUAGCACAGUUGUUUAAUGCUGCCUAAUUUUAUUAUUGUAUGGCAGCGAGAAAAGACAACAAGUAGGGUCACAGCUCGACCAGGAGCUAAAGAGGCAAAAGAACGACAAGACCAGAGACUCUAAUACCUUGGGUGAUAAAGAACUUGAUAAACGUAAUGCAAGCCGUGACAACAAGAAAGAACCAGAAGAGAAUAAAGAGUAUCUUGCCAAACACAAAGGAAGCAAAAUGACUGUUGUAUUUCAUGCCGUUCUUUCACCCAAUUUUAAUUUUGAUGCAAGAAAAGGUGACAGAAUUUUUAUGAGGUUUGGUGGCGUUCGUUUUGGGAAUUUCAAUGAGAAUGUUGUAGAAGUCCAUCCAGAAAGGUAGGCCCAUAUUUCAUUAUGUCACUUUCAUGCGUUGAUGCUACUUGAAAAUUUCUCAGAAGCCGCCUGUAUUGUAACUUCCAUUUUUGUAGUUACAUGUACAUUCUCGAGCCGUGAAGCGUUUAUUCCCGAAAACCCCAUUAGUUUUCCUAUUCGUGCUAAUAUGGUAACCUGAAUAGGUUUUUCGCAUGUGUUUUGUUAAAUUAGUACGUUACAGUAAUGGUAAUUUAGGAUUGAUAAUUAUUCUAAAGUGCAUUAGUUUUACUUAAAGAUUUGUACAAAGCAGUACCGGAGCAAAAACAAUAGGACAUAAGUCCCCCACUAGGUUUAAGCUCCAACCCAACCCCUUCCUAAAAUAACUUAAUAAUAUAAAUAGACUAAAUAGGCUGCUUAACAAGUGCACGCAACAAGGGUAUUUACCGGCGACAUUUAGGACAAAUUAUUUUAAAGGUACGAAAGUUGUCGCCAUCAAAAACGUUGAAAAGUCUCUUGAAAUGAAACGACUUAAGUUUAAGUCUUAAGUUUAUUUCUGACAUUGCACUUAAUUCGUCUGCAAAACUUGCGCUACCCCUAUAGACCAAUGAGAUGCAAAAGUAAAACCAAUUGUGACUUGCUAGGUGGUUUUUUUUCGUGUUUUUUGUUUGUUUUUAACUCUUUAACAGGUUACGGGUUACAAGUUUUUCUUAACUACCUCGUUGGACAAAAGUGGAAUGGACGACAACAACAGCUCUAACAGAUAUGAUAGAAAAUCUCUUGUUCAUGUUAGCAUACACUGACUCCUAUCAUGUCAUUUUUAUCCACACGUAGGUUGCUUGAAAACGAUUUUAUCUUGGUUAAGGCAGUACUCUCUGUACCAGUUACUGACGCUACUCACAACAUUUCCUACAAGUAUAUUGUCUUUAAAGCAGACAGAAACGAAAAGGAAGAGCCGUAUGUUUGGGAUUACCUGUCAGGAGGAGUUUUUAAGAACCGAUGCCUUCAAAUUCCGAAGGAAAGGUGUCAGACUGAAGGUAUGUUUGUGUAUUUAUUUUCUUAGCUUUUACUUUUUUGUUACUAAAAAAGGGAAAAAGAAAAGAGAAAGAAAGACAAGACAAAAAUUGCUCCUGCUUGAAAUCAAUCCCCAGACCUCUUGCUUGAGAAGAGAAGCAUUAUUGCGCCAAGAAAGCAGAACGAACUUCGAAAUUAUUACGUGCUUUCUGCAACUAGACAGGAGUAGGCCAUAUAGAGAACCAUGAUCGUCCCUAGCCAACAGUUUUAAAAUACGAAGUCACUUCAUUGGCCUUGAUAUCUCACCCAUCUUAAUUAAUUUUCCGAGUACAGUGGCUCGCAGCUUCUUUGACCUCAAUGAAUGAAUUUAAGUAGUACUUAUUAACAAAUUAACCACUGACUACAAUCGUUGGAAUAUCGAAACUGUUCGAAACAUAGCUAGUUUUGAGCUGAAUUUCGUAUUUACUUUUGGAUAAUAGGUCUUUGCCGGCCUUUAUCAAGACCUCUCGAAUUACUAUCGUUUAACUUUUAUUUUCUUAACAGCCAUCUGGCACCAGUACGACGACACAAUUUUUUGUCAGCCAGGGCGGAUUCAAAGUAUCCUAAAAUAUGUGCCAUUCGUGAAAAGCACAGGUCCUGUGGAAGGCAGAAUCAUUGCAACGGAAGCGAUGCUGCCUCGUUGGGAAGGCUUCAAAGAGCAUGAAGUGGAAACAACUAUGACUGCGUGGGAGGCAAUAGGGGUUGUGAAUGAUUUAGCUUACUGCAUGACACAAACGAAGAUUGAAGAGCAUCGUAGCAUCAAAGGAAAUGUUCCAUCAGGAUAUAACUUUAAGAGAGUAUGCAAUCAAUAAUGCACUUUUCUACAUUUCCUGGAUAGUAUUUAUUUUAUUUGAGGUUAAAUCUAUUAGAAGUGUGAUGUGUUAAUUAGCCCUUCAACAUCCUGGCGAGUUAUGCCAUACAAACAACGAGUAAAUCUACUCAGCGAUACUACAUACCAAAACGUCUAAUACGUUAUUUAUUAUCCAACAGCUUUUUUUUCUGCUGAGUCUUACAUUCUUUUCUCAUAAGGCGGGAAAAGCAAAACGGAUAGAGAAGUGUAGCGCGCGCAGCCGACUGCUUAAACAGGUUUUUUUUUAAAAGUGCAAAAUAACCAACUGUCCAAAUAACCGUACAUUAUCGCAGAAUAUUUGUACUCUAUUCGCACGUUAUAUGUACUCUACUUUGUGCAGUUGAAUAAUAAUAUUUAUUACUGAUAUUUACGAUAGGGAAUAGUGAAUUAAUGGUACUCUACUUAUCUUUUUUACAUUCUAGAUUUUGAGGGACUUUCUGAUCAAGAAGAUUGAAAAGAACGCUACGUGUAAAUCAGUAGCAGAAGACGCGGGGAAAAUUUCUACCCUAGUAUCAUCAGUAGCAAUUGCUUACCUUAUAUCUGUACAAAAAGUCCCUUUAAAUCCUGAGGAAUAUGAAAAGCUGUUCUCCUCCUUGACUCUUCAUGCAGACCAAAAUGAAGGAACUUGUUCAGAAUAUGACAGGCUUCUCAAACACUUUCCCAGUGAACAUUGGCAGUAAGUGCUGUUUAGUUUGAAUUUAUGUUCUUUUAAAAAACCUAUAUAUCUUGAUAUUCCAUCUUGUUGAGUUUUCUCACUUGAAAACUUUCUGUGUUAAGACAUAUAAUUUUUUUUCUGCAAGCAUCUCUGCAUCAACGACGAAUAUGCCAAACUGUAAUAACGGUGGUCUUUUUGUGUAUGUGUGUGUAGGAAUAUCGGUGAAGCCAUUCAAGGUAUUUGCAGACAUGUGAGCAAGAGUCAUCGUGAUCUCCAUGACUGGUUGUUUGCUGUACCACUGGUCCACUUUCUCACUCAAGUAUGCGCACCUUUUGACAGCUCUGUAUUGCUUACGGAAAAACCUAAGGAAAAAGAUGAAACUUGGUGGGGAGCUAAUGGAUUUGAAACAAAAGCUGUGAGAGAAAGGUCUUUUACAAGGGACAGGUAUUUUCAUCCUUUUUCAUCGAAGAGUAACUUUUUCUGACGACUUGCGGAUUGUGGACUAUUUCGGGAUAUGAUCGUUGGCAUAAAAUUGAGUUUCGAUAAGCAACACUCUUCUACAUCCUCCUACCUUGUAUACCGUCAAAAUGCUGUUUUUCCCCUUUUUGUUUGCGGUUUGUCCUUCUAUGUCUUAGUUUGUGAAAUAAAAUUAUUGUAUUUCUUACGUAAGAAAAAACGACACUGUUUUUACUAGUUCCCGAUAGCUAUUUAAGGCAGUUAGAACUCUCCUCUCUUCCAGUAAUUAUAAAAUGAGCAAGAAAAAGUAAAUGCGAGAUACAAAAUCGGAGUUGUUUUUGUUGCUGUUGUAAUUGAAUCGUCGGACUAUAUUUGCUGUGGCUGAUGCGGUUCCAACUUGCAGAAAAUACUCUUAAAGCAGCACGAGUUGUAAGUUGUACAGAAUGAUUUUGUUAUGAUCAAGCAAGUAAGCUAGUGAACUAAAACUAUACUCUUUAAAAGCUGUGUUGGUUGUCGAAGUUAAUUGAAGUGUUUUUAACAUAAUGAUCGCAAUUUAAUGGCGAAGUUGACAGCGAUCAAAAUUUUUAAGGAGUGUUGUAGAUGUAUCUUUGAGGAAUUAAAUUUUCAAAGAUAGAAGAGCCUGCUCAUAACAACAGUGUAUUUGAAAACUAGAUCUUAAAAUGUGUCAGCCCACAAAAGUAUUGGUACAUGGCUUUAUGUUAUUUCUCUGUUUAAUUGUCGCAGGUGCCCCUCGAAUUGGAUAGAUUUGCUGAGUCCUCUGUUUGUACUGGAUCCUCUGUUCAGAAGGACUUUUCUCCUCGUGGUGCCUUGUAGUGAAUUUGGGAGAGUAGCGUCCUCUAAAAUAUUUGCACCAUUUGAGAUCUGCACCACCCUAGCAAGAAUUUUGUCAGAGAAAAACUCCGUUAAUGAAGAAGAGGUACAUCUAUACACACACACACACACACACACACGUAUAUAUUUAAUAUAUAUGAAUGUGGGGGUUGAGUCUACCUUGGCAUAAAGUGCUCAAUGCUGUGAUAGCAGAGCUAAGUAUACAUAAGCUAAAGAAUUAACGAGGACGCAUCGAUUCUCUGUGACUCUGAGUUUCGCGCCUAAGCGCUCAGAAAAGUUCUUAGAAAGUUCUGUCUAAGAAAGUUUUGUCUGACGAGCGCUUAGGCACGAAACUCAGAGUCACAGAGAAUCGAUGCGUCCUCUUUAAUUCUUUAACUAAUGUAUAUUAUAUAUAUAUAUAUCUGUGUUUUUAACUUCUCUUAAACUUCUUGUCCUGACUGUUAAUUACUAGGAAAAAUGCGAAACUUUUGCAUUUCAAAAGUACAAAGUAAUUCAAUAAAGAACCUUAGUUUAGUUUUCUUUUUCUUGUCAUAUUAACAUCUUGAAUGACGUCAGUUGAAAUAGUUUCCUCCUCACUACAACAACACCGAUUUAAAACGUACCUGAAGUAAGUCUACUUAGGAGAAAGAGAAGAAAUAUACCCCAGGAAUGUGUUUUCGAUUAACUCCUUAAUUGUGCCAACAGACCAUGGGAAGAGGGGGAGUAACACUUAAUCACAUCACAGGCAUACAACUUACAUAGUCGAGUUUUUAGUAGAUUUGAAGAAAAUUUUCAAACAAGUAAGUUCAUUGGUCAUUGCUACUUUUUUUUUUGUAGAGAUAAUAUUUUUAUGGUUUUUGUAGCAUACUACUCCUUUAUCGCAAUUGAGUUCUGAAUUUUACAAUUCUGUUGACUUUUUUAUAUCUAGAGGAAUGCUGUUGCGCUCAGCUUGAAUAUCAUUGAGAAGAAUAUCAAGACAACUUCUGACAUUAAAACAAAACCGUAAGUGAACAGGUCUCAAUAUCAAAUUUGUUCCUUGUAUGCCCCAAUUAUCCCCAAUCCCACUGAGUGGGCUGUAUCGGGCUUAUUGGGAUUAACAAUCUUGCAAGUGAGCUUUUUUAAAUUGCCUUUGUCAUCAAAUUUACCUGAGUACCUGAUGAAGAGAAUAGCUUCUCACUUUGUAAUUAACAUGAUUUCUUUCACUAGAGCGUUUGAAAGAUCGAAACUUGCUUGUUUCGCUUUGUAAUAACCUUUUUAUCGGAAUAAGGCAAAUAUUUCUUAUUUAAACACGUUUCUAAAACCGCUUUUGCUUGCAUUUGUGAUGAUUAAAUUAAUGGUAGUUCGUAAAAUAACUUUGAUCUGUCGGCCAGGUCGAUUUCUGUGGUGUAUCUUUCCUUUCCCUGUCUUAUUAGAACAUGCACCAUUCGUGUAGGCUUCUUUUAAUGAAUUUUUCCUCAAAUGAUUUUUCCCUUUUUACCUUUUGAUUAGAUCUGCUGACUGUGAUGACCAAGCCACGUUGAAGCAAGAAGCCAGUCUCUCUGUCUUGUCUUGCUUAAAGAUUUUGGCAGCUGUAUCUUCUGCCUGUGAUUUUAAUCUGCUAUGUGGCUGUUUGCGUAGCAUCGAAACCUGGGUCUCUGUAUCAUGCAGGAGAACUGAGCAGGGAGAGAGCCAUAUGACAAAAGACAUCACGCGAGUUGUGGUUGAGAGUUUUGAUGUUGUCAAGAAAUGGUUGAAGAAAAAGCUUAUGAGUACGAUUCCACGGUACUAUAUAGCUAAGACAAACGAAGAGUUGGAGGUAUUUAAGUUAGGUCUUUCCUCGUAAUGCAUUAAGCAUCCUGUUCUGUGCGUUAUGAGGUCCAUCACUGAGGGAGGGGCUUAGUCGUGAUCAUUAAUGUGCUGAGCUUUUAAAAGAGGAAGAAAUGGCUCUUUUCUCUUUCAAUGAGCACAACGAGUUUCUUCUCACAUAAACAUAUUAAAGUUCACAUGGCAACCAGGUGGACAAUCAGACGUGGUUUGAUGCUACUCUGAUUUAAAUAUUUAAUGAAUGUAACCGAGAAGUCACAAUUCAUAGACCCAACGUUUCGACACUCCCUUCUAGUGCCUUCAUCAAGGUUGAUCUAAACGCUGCAACAAGAGGUCCUUUUAUACGCUCACUAAUUAGCUGCCUUUUUUUCUGACGAGGUGUAAAUAAACGUCAGGAAGCCGCCAUCAUCACGAUUUAAAGGAGCGUGGGCGGAGUUGAUAUACUAGGCUUCCAAACAAAGGCGCUGGUGGUAACACCGAUUAGUAGGGAUAAUUUUUAGACUUAUCCCACCCAAUUGUAUGGUUGGUUAGGCGUGUGUGCUCUGAUAAAGCUCUUUUUGAUGCUCUUUCAAACGUGUACUCAACGAACGUCUGUUCUGUCCGAUACACUCGUUAUCACAGUCAUUGCACGGAAUAGAAUAAAUAGCUUCGGUUCGUUGUAAUUCGUUCCUGUAAUUUUUGUUUAUCAUUCAUUGUCUUUGUACUUUUCUUUUACUUCUUCAAUUCAUAAAGGAUUUUCUAUGUUUGUGUAACGUUAUUCUUGCACAUUUCAAAUCAUCCUUAUCAUAGAAAAAAUGAGGAAACGUCUCUGGAAAUCUUCUGUCGGCUUUCGUCUCAGGAAAUGGCCUUAUAUUUGUUCUUAAGUUUAACUUUACAAGCACAAAAUACUUAAUUAACUAGGCGUCCUAUUGGUCUCAUCCGUUGCCCUUCUAUUGAUAUCCUUUAUUUAUAUAACUCGCUCUGUGGUAGAGUAACACAAACAGAUUAAUUCAAAGGUUGUAAUUUUCUACAACAGGAAUAUAACCAGAAUAUUAACAUAAAUAAUUUUGCCGUUGGAAAUCGUACCUAUUACGGUUGAUGUCGACGGAAUUAAGUACUUACAAUUCUUUAAUUUCCUAGAUUUGGACAAAGUUGCUGUGUAUCGAGUGGGCAAACAAAGAGUGUUCAGAGACUUGGAGAGGACGAGUGUCUGCAGAAUUGGAGAGGCGUUUGGAACUGGUAAGGAGACGCAAGUUUUAUUCUUCCUUUAUCUUUUAUAACCGUUCGACUGAUUCAGUGCAUUUUUUUAAAAGGAAUUCUUUCGAUGUAUUUGUUUUGGAAGAUUGCAUAAUGCAUGGUGGUUCAGUAAAAUAGUUGAACCAAGGCGUGACACCUGAUCGCGAGUCUGAUCGAGCGAGUGAGAGUAGUCUUAGGAAGUUAUUUGUGGUAGUGACGGAAAUUUUCAACAACCCUCGCGGAAUUCAUCAUCAGAUUCGAUUGAAAAGUUGUUGUCGAUCGAGUGUUACAACUCUGAUUUUUUUAUACCGGUCGUGAUGUUGUUGUCUGGAAGGCUCUAGUAGUUGAGUAGAUAUCGUGAGUAAGUUGCUUUCACGGUGGCGGUAGUCGUUGGAAAUUUUUGAGCGAAGUCUCUUCUAAGUAGGUGAACUAGCUUUCCAGAAACAGUUAUCGAAAGUAUUUACUGUUGUAGUCAGGCAUCGCGCGCGGUUCGCAAGUCGAUGAUGUUCAGCAACGCGAAAGUUGACGUCACUAUUUGUCAUCACUCGUUUGUGCUCAGUCGGUCUCUCGUGGUAAGAACAAGUGACAUACAAGGCUCAGCCGAGUAUGUCACUGAUACUCUCACGACGUUUUUACGUCUUCUGUGGUCUAGUACUGUAUACACUUGCGGUAACAUGGAACCUAUUCUUCUUUUUGUAUAAUGAGAGGCAAGAAGUUGUUAAUAUUGACGUCAUCUAUGCGUCUGUCUUCCAAUAGAUCACUAUGCUAGAUUGAAAGAAAUUGACACUGAACGCCUUUUAUUUUUUCUGUAGGUUGAUUGUAAUGGUUUGGUUGAAAUUUUAACCAAAGCUAACGUGAAAAGCCAACAUAACCAUGUUCAAGACUUGGUUUCUGGAGUAACCUUCCGGAAAGUUGAAAGUAUGCUUCAGGUAUGGAGAAACAUCAAUUUAUGGUGAUGAUAUUUUCUGAAAUACCGUUUGAUAAGCAUUUUGGGUCAAUUUUUAUGUCAGUUUGUUCCUUAUGUUUGUCUUUUACCGAGAAGCACACGUUUUUUCUGUAUUUUAGAUAGGAAGCGAGGGGGAAGACGUUUUUGAAAACCUUUCUAAUGGACUUCAGUCCUCUCAGGCCUCGGAAUGCGGCGAUCUCCUUACUCUGAUGCUUAAAAGGAGUUGGCCAAAGGAACAAGGAGGUGUUCCAUGCUCACCUAAAGCCAUACUCAAGCACGUGUUGACAUGGAAAUUAUGGCCAGGCUUUUUUCAGAGAUUUGGUAAUGGGUCUUUUUCAUGUUGUUGAUUCAAUUUGAAUUUUGCAAUGCUACGGGGCUUACUUCAUAUUUGAAAUAAUAUUCCGCGAACGAAAUCAAGCCAUAUAAGUGCGGUCGCGUUCUAGCUUCCCAACAGCCUGGGUACCUAAAUGUUCGCGUCUUGCGUUUUAAACAUGUUGAACUUCUAUCGAAAUUUUCUUCUACCUGCUGAAGUAUGUACAAUUUUAAAAUUCAACUGACAGUUUAUAACGUAUAUUCAUAUCGACUGCGAAGCGUUUAAGAUUUGAAUAAAAUGACACAAGUUACGUUUCUUUUUCGGCUAUUUCUCAGGUGUGGAAUCCAACUGUCGAAGUGUGUUAAAAGAAGACGGACAAGAAAUUUUGAUGUUAGCCAUUUCAUCCUUUGAAGCUGCAGUGAAUACCCUGAAAGAUGGAUCUGUGGAAUUUCAGAUGUUGUUUGUAAUUUGGGACAAUUCAGAAAGAUUUGUCGAGCUUUAUGAGCUGAUUAACAAGGAAGAAAGCAAGAUAUUUCUGCUGAGGCAAAUUUUGUGUCAGCGUUGUGAGGAGCUGGGAGCUUUUCAGGACGAGCGAGAUAAAAUAAAUUCCUUCGUUAGGAUGUGCUCUCUUAUUAAGCAAGGUAACGAAAGAGGUUCAUUUGACUUUUUAAAAAAUCACCCCUAUUUACAAGGAAUAAAUAAGUUAUUGUUAUAUUUCUGACGUUGUAGUUGAUGUUCAUAAAUUGUCACGGAGGGCAAUGGAAGAUGUGUCUCGUCGUCCCAUCAAAGAUCUUGUAGAAUCAGUGACUGCUGGCGACAGGAAUUUCCCCUCGGUCAAGUUCUUUGGUCUUUCUUCAGAAGCCAAGUCGAUGAUCACUUCUUUUACUCGGCUUGCAGAUAGUGUUCUUCUGAGGCAAUUUUGGGUUGAAAACGGGCGCAAAGCACUCACAAAGAUUGGACAAAGAGAAGAACUAAAGAAGUUCCUUAGUAUUGAAGAUAUUGUGGAGUUUGUUUGGAAACCUUCAAAAGAGGAGCUGCUACGUUUGAAACAAAGUUUCCUCAGUGGUGACAUUUCUUUUAGGGAGGUAGACAGAUUGCUUAAGGUUUUCAAUCAAAGGUACGAAGAUCUUGGCAAAGAAAUGAGACUCGUUACCUCAAGUCAAAAUGGGGCCCAAGUCCAUGCUCUAGAUGAAAAAAUCAACGAGCACAUUGAGAAGAUACAGAAGUACAACAAGUUGCAUAAUUGCAUCAAGGCUGCUGAAAUUAUCCUAAAUUUCAAGAACGCUCUUGGCCUUAAUGGUGAUUUUCGAGACGUGGAAGUUCUGUACAACCAGGUAUGCUCAACGUAAGUUGAAGUACAUUAGUCCUCCUUCCUGCACCCCCGAAAAAAAAAAAAAGACCAUCAAAUGCUUUUGAGUGUUUGUGUGCUUACCAUGACACAGACGGCCCUCCUUUCUUCCUGUCACUCAACACUGCGAAAUGUGAUAGUGGAGGUAUACCAUUAGCUUAACGACAGUUUGAUUAAAACAUUUAAACAAGUGAGAAGUAACUCUUAAUUAAAAACAUAUGACAUCAAUCGAGGUAGACGUUGUUCCAUCACACUGAAAAUUCAUUUUACCCUCUUAUCUUUAAUCUUUUUCGUUUGUUCUCGAGCCUGAAACCACUUGGGGAAUUGAUCGUCUCCUGACACUUCAAAGAAUAAGCUGACCCUUUGAAAAUUGUCUAUCAACUUUGAAAAAAAUUCGACCAGCCCCGGCGCCAUUUUAAGUUUUGCUCAGGGACCAAGCCAGUGAUGUAACAAUUCCUUUUUUUUCUCCACGUGGUGACCAGACCGAACUUCUCCUCUUCAAACCACUUAUGAUAAGGGGUGGUUAGUGAAAUUUCUAAACCACUUCAUUAUUCCCGUCACUGGUCUGGAAAUUAACUAAGUCGCACCAGCAGCAAACUGUCUCAUGUUGGAAACAUAAGCAAAGGAGAUGUUCUGUGUUUCCUCAAGGGCUGAGAAGAAUUUGUUGAGGUUUUUCUUCACAUUGUCUUCUUGAAACACGUUUCUCUCCAUAGAUGAACGAUGAAUUUAAACAGCGCCCAUUGAAAAGCAUGAACAAAGACUUAGAGAAGACUGGCAAGCUACUAUCAGGUAUAACCUGUGACCGUGCGCGUUGUCUCGAUGUUGUGUCGAAAUGUCAACCCUUCGUUUCAUGGCUGAAGAAUACUAUCAAAGGUGAGAUAUAACAUUCGCAUGUUCUUUAUUACACCUCCAUUUUCCGGUGUAAAUACCGCACAGAUGAAGCGCACUCGCCCAAAAUGCGACAAAAUUCUUAAAUCUCUCACAAUAUCUCUACAUCGGUAAGGUCAGUAAUUUCUGUCUUGCGAAAAACUAGCUUUGUUAUAACAUCGAUAAAGAGAAAUAAUUCUGGAGUUGUUACUAUAAAUGUGAAAGUUAUCGUCAUAGAAAGUAGAAGAAAUAAAUCGAAAAUUGCAAAGGACAUGAAAUCUAAAAUAGAAGUAUGUCCAUUUAAAACUUUUAAAAUGUUAAUAUCUUUAUUUUUUGCAGGGCCUCAAGAACUUAAGGUGCUCGUGGAUUUGGCAAUCAUUUCAGCUGGGGAGACGGACAUGGAAACUGCCCGAAUAACAUGUUUACAUGCCAGUUGCCUUGGAUUUGCCCCCCUCAUUUUUGACUUGAAGACUUCGUUUAGCUUUAGGCUCUUGAUGAGGAUUUGUGAGCCAGUGUGGAAUGCAGUGGAUGCUGACCCUAAGCUCCCUGAAAAACUGGUAAUAGUGGGUACUACAAAAAUCGGAGAGCUUGACUCUAUAGAGAGAGCUUUAACCAAUCUUUUCCUUGGCUAAACCCGUUGCUGAAUCUUGUUAUCGGCGCAUAUAAGAAGUAUUUCCCUUUCGCUACACAAAAAAGGGCAAGGGAAGGAUAUGAAUCGGGUCUGCAAAUCCGCCAAUCCUUCAAUCCAAAACUGUUAUUCCGUCGCAGUUUUCUUUCAAACAUGAAUCCGCUCAACUAACUAAUUGCAUGAGAUGUGAGUGUACUGAACUUAGGCACAUAUUCGUUUUGUUUCCUUUGGAUGUUAUUGUAGAAAGAGAGGUUGUUGGAAUAGUGGUGAAUGGUGAUGACUUUUUUAUUUUUUAGCAUUUUUUCUAAAAUUGAGCAUCAUAUCCAAUUUUCACUGACUCAUCUCUCACUUGGUGGGAAAGGAUUGUGAGAGAUUGUGUAUCACAAUCGAGACACACUGGUGUGAUUUUACAUUCCUAGCUGAUCGAUGAUACAGACAAUGUAAUAUCUUGAUCGAUUUUACUUUGCACUCUUUAUAGCUAGAAAGUAGCCGUCAGAUUGAGUGGAUUAAAAGUGUCAGAAAGUCUCAUGGGUCUGUGGCUAUGUCUUCCUUAAUGGAAGCUGAGAAGAUAAAUGCACAGGGCGUAUACUGCGUAGGAUGUCAAGAUAGAGAUGCCUCAGCAUUACCAGCAAUGGAACAACUGACACCUGACAAAGUGAUUCAACUUCAGAUGCCUGCUGAAGACAACGUUGACCGCAAGAUUUACAGCCUGAACGAUCUAAAGGAUUUGCAGAGCAAACUGAUGCUUAUUGCAGCGAAGGCGUCACAAGGGAAAGAAGAAGUAGACAGAUUUUUGGAUGUAAGUUUUUAUUGACGAUAUUUGAAACCUAGAAUGUAUUCAUAAACAAAACAUAUGGGCGACUUCCAUUUUUUUUAUCGUACACCUCCUCGUGAGCUUUCAUCUGUUGAUAAUCUUCGGGCUGGUUUCUGAAAACGUCUCAGGAGGCCCCGUUGAGGUUUGUGCUGCUUAAAAAGGUUUUGCAUCAUUAUCUUUUAUCCAAGUUACUUUUGUUCACCCUUACCUAUCUUUUUCCUGGUUUGUUUAUUCUGACGUAUCUUAAUAUGUUUUUUUCUAGAAUUGUUUAUUUUAUUUUAGAUACUGGAGUGUUAUUUGAAAGUAAUCUUAGAUUAACGGGUGAUUUUAUGCUUUGCCAGUAUCUUGGGGAGACUCUUUUAAGUUCUGGAGAAAAGGUGUUGUAGAGUUACAUUUAUUAAAAUUGAAAUUGAAUUGUGAUUCCUAAUUUUGUUUUUAUAUUAACAAUUGACAGAUUCUACAAUGUGUUCAUCGUCUUGCCUCAGUAUACAUUUCUCUUUGCAAAGCUGGAGAAGUAAGUCAUCUCAAGUGGCAACGUAAAUUUGAUUGUUCGCCAAAACUUUCUAAUAGCCGCUCUCUUACAAAUGAUCUGAUGGAUGAGAGUAAACUCAUGGAACAGAGUCUUCGAGACUGGAAACAAGAAUUGCAUGCCAAGCGAUUGCUUUAUGGAGAAUUAAAUCACUUCACCACGAGCCAGUUGCUCUUUCUUCGAAACAAAUUGGCAGAAGUAAAGGGAAGAGGUCCCAAAGCUGUUGCUGGAAUUCCUCUUGAGGUGUAUAACCUUUUGGAGAGUGUGUUACCUGGCAUCGACCCUUCCAUUUUAAAGUCUACCCUUUUAUUUUGUGGCAUUUGUGCUCAAGAAAGUGGACAACAGAUGCUCAGAUCGUAUGGUGCAAGCAGCAUAAGUCGCUAUCGUGAUAAAGAAAUGGAAAGACCCCCUAUGGUGAAGACAGUUCCUUCUUCAAACCAAGAAAUGUUCCAGUCACUUGUGGUUAAGCUAGAGUCGCUUGGUUAUUCUGAAGAAGUUGCCUUGGCCGCGAUGGUCACAUGCAAAGAUGCCAGUGAGGCAGAUCUCAUCGUUUGGUGUGUGAAAAACGGUGCAAAAAAAGAUCUCAUCGCGACUAAGUACUCUGAGGCCUUGAGUGAUCCAAGUUAUUUGCGACUUAUAGAAAGAGAAAGCACUACAUUCUCUGAGCUCGAAAGGUGAGACUUGAGUUGUGCGAAUCUAGCGCUGUAUGUAAUGCGGCCACUCGAGUUUAAGUUGAUAGUAGCUGGAAGCAAACGAGAUUCCUCUGAGAAAUCAUUGGUUAGUCAGGAUUAGACUUAACAAAAAGUUUUAAACAUGUUUCUGUGAUAUAAUUUUGGAAAAAGUUCAAUAUCCGCUCCUUUGUAAGAAGAAGUAAGUAUUACUUCUUAGUUUCAUUAAUAAUUUUUUGUGACUAACGAUCCUAAACUAUUGCAUAAUACUUGGUUUUGUGCACGGUAAUAUGCAACUGAUAUUUCUAUUUCAUGUAGCCAACAAGAAAAGGAAAUGACGUCGGAAGCAGAAGAUUUUUCAGAACCCAUGGAAGCUAGUAACACUCUUGAUCAAACAGCAGGAGGAACGUUUUUGAGUCUUGAUGAAUUGGGGAAGCUUUUGCUUCAUCUAGCAUCCCAAGGUCAAUGCUUUUCUAAGUUUUCAAAGCGCAUAUUAAGUCUUACUCUAGUGUCCUUUUUACCAAUUAAUGUGCACCAAAAAUUGAAAACAAAAAAUUGCUAUUGAUACAAACCAGAUAAAACAUUAUACAAACGAACUUUUAGAAAUGAUCAGAUUUUUUACACCUAUGGCAUAAUUUCAAGGCUUACAGAAUCGACAGUAAGCUUCCACUUUGAACGUACUGUCUUUAAGAAAAAUUUUUCACACUUUUAUAAGGCAUUAAUUUGAUAACCUAUUUUCGUUUAUGGGCCUUGGAUUAAUGAAAUGCGCAUUUGAUCAUAUACACAUGUUAAUUUGCACAAAUUAUCCUUAUUAUCAUUAUGAUUAUUUAAAAAUCUAAAUUUCAUCGUUAAUUGUAGGAUCAAAAAGGGAAAGGAGGUGUAUUCCAAGAUACCUAAAACGUGGAAAGCCAAAUUUUGUUGUCGUUCCGAAAGGUAAGAGGACGAUUUGUUCGUUCUUUUUUUUUUUUUUAAGUUGUAAGUCAGCUUCUCCUUCAUUAUUUCUUUGGUAAUAUAUCGUCACUUCGUGCUAUUUUGCGGUUUAAUGUUGACCGAUGUUGUAAUCAUUUGUCAUCUCUUUAAACUGAAAUGAUUCCUAUUUCGUCGUUUUGUUAUUGACCUUAAAGUUAUAUGUUUCUUUUUCCUCAUCCUCACAAAGAUGAUGUUUUGGGAACUUUACUGUCUUUAUACAUGCAUGACAGUUCGCAGUCUCUACCAACAACAGAGGAAGUUUUGAUCUGCUCUUCCGAUACAACCGCAGAAGAGGUAGGUUAUCGGCUGAAAUAUUGCAGGAAUUUCAUAAUGUUGCAAUGCAGUCUGAACCAGUGUUAGCGGUAAAGCAAGGUUAAGCAAAUUAUGACGCAAGGUGAAGUUGUGAAUGAUGGAAACUGUAAAACGUAAUGGAAUGUUGCUGUUUACAGGUCAUCCAAUCAUAAGUCAAGUUUGAUUAAGUAACUGUCUUAAGCCCUAUGUGCCGUUCAACAAUUCCCCUUUGCUUUUAGAUUGAACUACUGUGGCGUAGAUCCCUUGCAGACCACAAUGGCAGGUUGUUUUGUUUGGUAAAUGUUGACCUUCUUGACUACGGUGUUUCUCAACAAGCUUCUGACGUUCUAGAAGUUCUAUUGCAUGAGCCUCAAUACAGUCGAAAUGAAGGUAAUAGGUACAGUUUGCUGUCUAGUUGUGCUUCUUUCACCACUAAAUCGUGCCCAAAACGCAUUGUAUCCUUCCUGAGUAUGAUUUGACGCCCUAUUGGUGGCUUCGCAUUGAGGUGAGAGAUUUUAAGAUCUCACCAUAUAAAAGCGUCAUUUGUUUGCAAGCGAAUCAAUAGCCCAUCAUUUUGUCUCUUACUUUGAACUGAGCCACAAAUGUUUUUUUUUUCUAAAAUGAGAUAUAUCAGUUCCCAGUACAGAAUGACAUAUCAUCUUCAGCAACGUAAAUAGACAAAGCACUUGUGAUUUAGCCAUGUUGUACAAGUUGCUGCUCUUUCUAAACGUGUAUGGAAGUCCCUCGUUUUUCUUUUAAACUUCAAGUUUUUUAGUGAAGAUUGAUUAAAAUCCCAAUGUAGAUUCCAUCACAGAGUAAAAAUUUGAAGAUUCCCAGGGUGGUCCUCUUUUGUCUAUUUAAUCAUUUGUUUUUCUGUCUUGAUAUUGUAUCCCUUGAAUUGUUUUUACUCUAGACACUCAUCUGCAUUACUUAUUGUCAAUUCUUUUUCAGGCCUGUCUCUUAUAGUUAUCUGUAGCUCCGAAAAUGAAAACAGAGCUCACAUGGCUGCAGCUCUAGAUCAGUAUAGGCUUGGAACUAUUCCUCACUGUUGCUCAUCAAGAGAGAUCAGGCAGUACCUGAAAUUACAGCUUAAGCCACGCUCUCAACAACGGGCAACUUUCAGAGAUCAAGUCUUGCCUUGGAUUCCUGCAGCUGCAUUGGACAGAGAAGAGUAAGAGCCUUUUUGUACAUCACGUUAUUAGAAAUAGAAAAUCCUAAUUAGUGCAGUAUAGUGGUUCGUGAACAUGAAGCUGAGGUAUACAAAUCAAAUAGACAUUUGGGCCGGGACAGAGUGAUCAAUACCUUUUCAGUGGUUUUGUGGUUUCGAUAAUGGCAAUGAACGCAUAUCUAUUGCACUGAGAUAACUACGCAAUAACGUCCAAGUAGGGUAGAGUAGUAAUGCUACAUGUUAGUGAAAGUGAAUUGAACCUAAUGCUCUACCGCCAUCUGACAAAAUAUGUUUUCUCUGCACAGACUUGCUGUUAGAGUUAUUUCAUCUGAAAGAGCUGGAUCUGGGAAAAGUUUGGCAGUCUGUCGACUCAGUCAGCGCCUUAGUGAACUUCAAAACAAUGAUGCAGUGAUGGAUUACCUCAAGGACAUGAGUACAGAUGUGCCACUUUGCAUCAGUGUACCGAUCUAUGGACCAAUCGUUCACCAACGUGUUGUGGUCGAGUCUUUAUUGCCUCACAUUAUUGUUCCAGAUUUGCCCCUUUCCCGCAUUUUCCAUUUUGAUGUACAUCCUUCGGUAAUCUAUUUUGGUUCCCUAUCGUCGAAAGAUGUUAGAUGAUUUAUUAUUGUUACUCUUAGCACUAUUAAUGAUGGACGAUUUUUUCCACAGGUAAGAGGUGGUCUGGACACGCUUCUCUUCAACCUCUUAAUCCUUGGUGCCUUGAAGAAUAGUAGUGGUCAGAUCUGGAGGCGGCGAUCCUCAGAUCUUUAUGUCAUUGAAAUUACUUCAGGCGUAUCUCCGAAUGUAUGCGAAACAGUGGAGAGACGACAAACGUCUACUAAGGUCAGUGGCAUAGUGAGAAAAAAGACACUAUGCAAUACAUCAAAUAAGAUCUCUAGGAUAAGUUUGAAUACUAUUCUUUUUUCUUAACAGGUCUCCAAGAAAGACACGGCGGAGCCCUUUUACAGGCUUCUUCCUACGAUCCAGUGUGGAACACCGAUACAAACAUUACAUCAACUGAGAACUAAUCUAGCAGGUAAAAAAAACGGUAUUUUUAUUGUGUCAAGAGUCGGGCUCAAUUGAUUUUACAUGCCGUACGGUUGUGUUUUAACAUAUUUUAAGGUAUUUGACCCACAUCUGCCGGAUCUACUGGAGAACAGAAGGUAGUACAAUUAUUUUUUUCUUCUUCAUAUCCUAUGUAGCUGACAGCAGUUUGAACCCUUUGUUUGACAACGCUGAAUUCAAAAGCUCCUAUGUUCAGCGGGCCUUUCAGUACCUUAAGCUGUAUGAAGCGGGCGGUCAGACUCUUGAUCAUUUUUGGUUUGUACCCGGUCAAGUUAUGGGCGACCAUACAGAGUGUAUUGAUAUACUCACCAGGUGAAGAAUCGUCUGAUAAAUAUGUAGAGGGUCCUUGCAUAUUGUACCUUAGUUCUUUCAGUCAGGUUCUGUCUUUGUGCCAUUUGAGUGUUGAUGUACGUGCAUGUAAGCGGAGGUCAAAAAAAGUUGCUAAGGCAGUAUGUAAAUGAACGCUUGUAUUCAACCAACAUUUUGCAUAUAAUUGAUGCAAUUUUGAAUUUCUGUUUGAAUUAGUCGUACUUUCUCAAUGAAAUCAACCAAAGUUAAGUUUUGGACCAUAGGAAAUUAACUGAUGGUUACUUACAUGACACCAUUGAGAGAGAAUAGUUAACCUUGCUUCUUCCUUUUAGUUUGCGAGAAAGAUUUAUUUGUAUAUGAUUUCGUUACCGCCGUUCAUCUACGAAGCGGAAAUAUUACAUUUACAAAACCUUUAACUCUCUACUGACGAAGUUGUAAGACUUUGUAUCGUCAAUUUUUUUCCUUCAUAUGUAACGUAAGUGUAUAACAUUCCAGUGUAUUUUUAGGAACAUUCCAGGUGUGAGAUUAUGAUGUGCUCAUUUAUCAGUGGUUAAACACUCAAAUACUCAUGUUUUUUCCAAUCAAAUCCAAUCACAGACAUUGUGGUAUCGAGAACCCUUCAUGGGCCGAGAUACGGCACUUUGUGAAUUUUCUCGACUCCCAACUACAAGCCUGCGAAGAAAGUUCGUUCUGCAACAUGGAAUUGGUGGGGGACACUCUUGAGGGUUUUAGAAGUUUUGUGGUUCGUUUUAUGAUCUUAAUGUCACGGGUAAGAUAUAUAUUCAUUACACGCGUUACACAAUUUUUAAAAGUAAUUCCAUCAAACGGUCAUCAAGAUCGCCCUUGUACAGUUUUUUGGUCCAUCUAUCUUUGCAUCCUGUUCUUCUCGCUCGCUAUUUUGUCUUCCCUCUGUCUAGAUUGCUAUUCAUUCACGAACUAACAACUAUCCUUAUUUUUCCCUUCGUGAUCUUGCGUUUCUUAAGUUAUCCAUGUAUCAUUCAUCCGUUCUUCAAGGCAUUUGUUUGCCUGCCAGUCAAUCAGAAAGACAGAGACAUGCUAUCUUUUUCCUUAUCAAGAAAAUGCCUAAAACCGAUUUCAAAGAGGCCUAGUUUAUCAUGGCAGAAGAACCUGCUGAAAAUAUUCUUCUUGUGUUACUUAAAAGGAUUUUGCCACACCAUCUCUGAAAACAUGUGAAGAAACCACUCAAACUCCAGGCCUUGAUGACGAUACUGUUGUUGAAGAUAUGGAACCUGCAGCAGUUGAAGUCUCACAGUUUAGUCUAAGGAGACACUGGGAGACUAGGUAUGAGUAACACUGCGUCUGCACAGUGACUAUAUACAUAAGAUCUGCGCAAAUGCUAGAAAUUGUUUGAUUUCAAAGUGCAUACUUUACGUGUGUGUCUGUUUUGUAUAGGUGGGACCGAUUGAAUUACUGUGAUGCUUUUGAAAACUGUUCAGGGAACAGCUUUUGGUAACAAGGGAAUGGCUUGCGAAUGUACACUGAAAGCAACAGUCAUAGGUUUUAAGUGGUAAUAUACUUUCCCUUUUUAUUGGCAGUUCGCAUCCCUACAUAUUCUUCAACCAAGAUCGUAUUACAAUGACGUUUGUUGGCUUUCACAUUGACCCAAAUGGGAACUUAAUCGAUCCGUACCGUCAAGUUACCAUUCAGCCAAACUUGAUGUCCAGGCACUUGCGUACCGGCCUUCACGUUCAAAGGGUUGACAUGCAAACUAACUAUGAAUCUUGGAGCAAGUAAGUGUGAAGCUGAUCUAGCGUUUGCGUAUGCGACAGUAGCAUAUCCUAGGCCUUAAAUUUUGUAGGGUUUCGAUAGCUUUGCUUUGAUCACAGUUGUUUGAUUAAGCCAGUGGACAAAUAAUGAAUGAUUUUCCCUGUGUUUUUCCCUGCAAUGAAGAGUCCUUGGGUGCUUUAUUUAUAUAUUCUUGCUAUUUUGCUCGUUAUAGGGGACAGAAAAUCGAAAAACUUUGCGGAGUAAUGGGUGUCGAAUGGCCUUGUGAUCCAGAUGACUCGUACGAGCUCACCACAGACAACUUGAAGAAAAUCUUAGCUAUUCACAUGCGUUUUAGGUAUGACAGUGAACGCAAUUUCCAGUAACUGUACGUUGGAAUAUCUUUAAAAACUGUUAGACAAUUAAUGGUAAUUGAGCAGAUGGAAAUUGUGGAAUUUUACAUAAAAAACAAGACGAAUUUUUGGUUUCUAAUAUGGCUCUCUCAAUCUUAAAAUUAAUAAAUCCAAGGUGUGGCAUCCCUGUGGUCAUCAUGGGUGAGACUGGCUGUGGUAAAACAUGCCUUAUUCGAUACAUGUGUGGCUUACAGUCUGGGCCUGGUGGACCUAAAAACAUGCUUCUAAUGAAGGUAAGAAUUUAACAGGUUGUUGUUUUAUAUAUUUUUAUGGCUAUCUCUGAAUACACUUUUGCAGUCUAUUGUAACCAAGUUCCUAACUAGUAUUAUGAUUUGAAAAUUUUUUGUCCGAUUACCGCCAUAAUCAGCGUUACUUGCUCGUGCACUCAACGAUUUAUCUCGUGCAGUCCUAAACCUUGACUUUCCCCAAAUCCUUUAUUUUUUCGUAAGCCAAUAUUUGUCUUGAAAUUACAUAAUAACGAUAAUAGCUCAUUUUUUCCCGCUUUAACUUUUAUGAAAUGGUGAAAGAAUACGCGAAAUGAUCGCAGAUUACGCAGUAACACAGGGAGAUUUUCUCAUCUGCUAUUUGAACAUUUCUCCAGGUGAUCGUCAUAACAUUAACACCUACCUAAUCUAAAUGACAGGUUCAUGGAGGUACUACCUACAAAGACAUAGAGAAGAAAGUGGAGGAGGCUGAGGCAAUGGCUAUUGUGAACGAAACGUUGAAUAUCGAUACGGUGUUAUUCUUUGACGAAGCUAACACAACUGAUGCUUUGGGAAUGAUCAAAGAGGUUAUGGUCGAUCGCCGAGUCAAUGGCAGAAAGAUAGGAGUAGGGCUUAAAAGAUUACAGUUCAUAGCAGCGUGCAAUCCUUACAGAAAGUACGUUGAACACCUUGGGCGAAUUUCGAGUAUUACAUAUAUAUAUUAGGUUUUUUUUUUCUUUAAGUGUCAUUUCAAAACAGCUCUUUUACUUUUGUUUCUUAGACAUACAAAUGAAAUGAUUCAUAAGUUGGAGUCAGCUGGCCUGGGGUACCAUGUCACCACGCAACAGACACAGGAUCGCCUUGGUAUAAAAUUUUUGUGAAUUAAUAUCUGAUCUAUAGCAUUGUUGACUAAGUGAUAAACAUAUGUAGAGAACGACAUGCAGCUCACUUAGAGUGAAUUUUUGGGCACGGAUGCUUCCUCGGGACAGGAGUGGCUCAUUGCACGGGGGCUUACUGCUGUGACCUUUAGCGUCUAUGCACUGUAUAAAAUAAACGCCAACGAUUUAAAUUGAGUCUUCCCAUGUCUUAAAGUCAUGUGCCUGUAGCACUUAAUUUUUUUUGAUGCUAACUUUCUCAUUUUUUCCGAGAAAGACUCCGCCCUACAGAUCUUUCUUUUUUUUAUCUUAAAGGUCACAUUCCUCUUCGGCAUCUGGUGUACAGAGUGCAUGCACUACCAGAAAGCAUGCGUCCGUUGGUAUGGGACUUUGGUCAGCUUAAGCCUGAAAUUGAGGAGCUUUACAUUCGUCAAAUCGUCACCAGAUUUGUGAGUCUAUUUUCGUUGUUCGAUCUGUAGAAGAUGGAAGACCAAAAUUCCAGACCUUGAUUUCAUUUGGAAGAAGAGUAAAACUUAAGAGACACCUAGAGACCUGUCAAUUUAGGAAACAUUAUUUACCUUUUUCAAACAAGGUUUUGCAAGAAGAGAAAAUUCCAGGAGAUGCCUCGCUCGUGAAAGCCUUGACAACCAUACUUACUGCUUCUCAGCGCUACAUGAGGGACCAAACGGUAGGUCAAGCUUUCUAAAAAAAUUUGUUGGCGUGGCUCGAAGACUUAUCGUAGAUAAAUAGGAAAUGUAGGAAUUCUAUUGUAACGCAACUCUUUUCUGACUUUACUCAAAUAAUUACACUGAACCGAACCGAACAGGAUGAGUGCAGCUUUGUGAGUCUUCGCGAUGUUGAACGUGCAAUGAAUGUGAUGGUUUGGUUUUACAAUCACCGUAAUGCUCUCAAUCCAUUAAUGGAUGAUGACACCGAUGAAGACAGUGAUGACGACGAUGACGACAGCGAUGUCGAGUAUGACGAGGAUGAAUUGGAUCAGGUAACGCAGUUUUAAUGACUUUCCAGCAUCAUGUAAGAGCAGCAUUGAUGUUGUUCUCGCGAUCGCUUCACACUGUAGACUGAUGUGAUUAUUCGUUUGUAUUGCACUACUCAUCCUCAAUCUGGCUUUUCGCUUAUGGUGAAUUUCUGGUUUUUCUUCGUAAAGGGCAAUGAUGGUCUAUUUUUUCUUUGGUUUAGCUUAAGCAACCAAGGUCAGGGUCUAACUCAUGGAAUGACACCAUUGUCCUGACAAUUAGUUGAAAGGUCAUCUAAAUGUACUUUUUAUAAAUCGAAAUAAGCGAAUUUUUAUAACAAGCAUGCACACAUAGGUCUGACGUUCAGAAAGACCAUGAAUCAAUAACCUAAGAGAUGCAACUAUUAUAACUCCACUCUUAUUCUUCUGUUUUUAUUAGCCCCUUGAUGAUGUUACUCGAGCAGUUGUGCUCUCCCUUGGGGUUUGUUAUCACGCACGCCUUCAGGACAGAAAGCCAUAUCGUCAAGCCGUCGCUCAAAGCUUUGCAAACCCCUGUCAAUUGCCCGGCGGACAAGAACGUAUUCUGAAGGAAAUCACAAGGUAAUGUUAACAAACAUCUAUCGUGUACCCUGUGGUCGAGAUAGGGCGAGCAUUUUUUCAUUUCUGUUUAUGAUUGGACUUACCUUGUGAGGUUGUUUCGUGCUUUAUCGUUCCCCAGCUGUCAGAAGGCAGUGUUGAAUGAACUGGAACUUGGGGAAAACAUUGCUCGCAAUACAGCAUUGAGCGAAAAUGUGUUCAUGAUGGUGGUAUGUAUUGAGCUGAGGAUUCCACUGUUUGUCGUCGGUAAACCGGGUAGCUCCAAGUCACUUGCCAAGACUGUUGUAACUGACAACAUGCUUGGAGAUGCCUCAAGGUCUGAUCUUUUCAAGACGUUCAAGCAGGUAGGUAGUUGAUGUAUGUACAAGCUGCCCUUUUCAAAAAUGAUGCAAUGGCGCGUUCUGGAGGAAAUUGAAAGCUCAUUUUGAAACAAAAUGAUGCAUGCCCUGGGUGUAUUCAUAAUUGAAAAAGAAUGUCUCGAAGCAAUAAUCAUUAGGGGAAAUUAGUAUACUCACUAAGUUCCCUCAGUUGAUGGAACGGCUUUACUGAUUCUACUUUUGACCAGGUCCAGAUGAUUUCUUAUCAGUGCAGUCCGCUCUCAACUGCUGAAGGGAUCAUGGCAACCUUUCGCAAUUGCAGUAACUUACAGAAAGCCAACAACCCAGACAAGUAUGUAUCAGUUGUGGUCUUGGACGAGGUUGGCCUUGCUGAAGACUCACCUUUGAUGCCCCUGAAAACUCUUCAUCCGCUACUUGAAGAUGGGGUGAACUCAACCGAUGACAUCAUUGCCAAUGAAGAGCAACUUCCAGAUAGAGUGGCGUUCAUUGGGAUCUCUAACUGGGCUCUAGACCCCGCCAAAAUGAACCGUGGAAUUAUGUUAUCACGUGGUCUGCCUGAUUCUGAAGAACUUGUGGAAAGUGCAAUGUAAGAUUUUCCCUCGGUUAAUUUUUGAUAAUGACAGCCUGCGAUCUACAGACUUAAAACCGUGACAGCAUCCUUAUUUUCCUACUUUCAGUAGUGAAAUAGAAACUUGUGACAGAUGAAAUUUGUAAACAGGAAUUUAAAGUACGGUUUGGGAAUGUAAUAUUUUAUACUGAUUUUUAACUUGUUAUCAUGCAGGAAACGUUCACAACAUAAAUUUUCUUUCUCUGUAGGGGCAUUUGUUCCACCAAUAAACGCAUACAAAGCUUUGUUGCACCACUAAUGAAUCCCCUGGCACUCGGUUACAAAAAAUUGUACGAUAAUCAAAGAGAGUCUGAGACCCUCCAGGAGUCCAAAAAAGAUGAAUUUUUUGGCCUUCGGGAUUUUUACAGGUAGCAGUAUGAUUGAAAUGUUAAUUCUGAUAGUUCUCUCAUUAUUACUGAUUAGCUGCUUAUGUGUUGUAGCUGAACCCUGGUCAUCUUUGGUUGACCAUACGUCAUUACUAGCCACUCUGAGGUUACGCUCAUGUAGAAAUGUAGCAGUUCUAUGGGCAGAACUGACCAGAUACGGGCUCUAAAACUGUAGCGUCUUACAUGCGAGCCUAUUUUGUCCCUUUUUCUUUACAAUAGAUGGGUUAGUUCACAAUAAGACCCUUGACAUACUUUGUAAUCCUUGCUUUUGUACUGCAAUUAUGUCUUGUAUUAAUCGUUUAAGUUGACGCAUUUUUUAAAUAUUUUCGUUCACCAUCUGGCUGCUAUGUUAACGAAUAUUUCAGGUUUCAAGUUCUCCAUUUGUAAUAAAAUUAGUUGGCAAGGAAGAUCCCUCAGUCGGUAAAUAUUUUUAGGAACUAUUGGAAGCUUAGAUUUAUCAUCAGGAUGAUGGGAUUCAACUCUACUUCUUAGCAGUAAUUAGCGUGUAACUUCUUCUUACGUCGCCUUUAAAUGUGGUACAAACUUUUAGGCUCGUAGCCAAAUUAAAUUCCGUUGCAGCUGACGUCUAUCAAAUUUUGGCAGUGAACGGAUUUAAAUUAUUUUUCUUUUUACCCCAAGCCUUGUGAAAAUGGUGUACAAAAUUGCUGAGGAGCAAGGUCGCGAGCCACGUUGGCCUGAGGUAGAACAUGCCAUAAGAAGAAACUUUGGGGGACUGGAUGAGAUUGAACCUGUGGAAAUCUUCAAACAAUUCGCUUUCGGUGGAAGCCGCAUGGUAUGUGUUUUAUCGGUAUUUUUUUAUUUCUAGUUUACCCAUACCUUUUGUUUUUGUAAUAUUAAUGAUCUGUGCAUUUGUUAAAAAUACUUUUAAAAGAAAUGAAUGAAAAUAAAUUGUCAUAGUUAGAAAAGAGGUCAAAGAUAUUAACUCGAAUGCAUUUGUCGCAUGUGCAUUGAACGUAUCAAGCUAUUGAUGUUAUCACCGUUGAAGCAGGUCACUGUCAUUUUCACUUCAAUGCAUAUCUACUCGGCUCUUGUCUCUUGAAGAUGGAGCAAAAUGAAGAUCCGUUGUCUGCUGUGAAUCUGAUCAAGGCCAGCCUUAAAGAUCAAAAGAAAACGAAAGGGUAAGGAAGACGUUCAAUAUUGUCUAAUUCAUCACUGCGCAGGGCUCAGUUGCUCGGCUCUGCUAUCUAUCAUUAGAUAAACUGUCAAGACAAAGUUUUAGCGGUUUGUUCAUGUCAAAUAAAACGAUAACACUUUAAUAAUCUUUUACGCGAAAUCAGAUCCAUGCAUUAAGAAUUCAAAAUCUAAUAAGUGGAGCAGUUCUUGUUAAAAGGUGUUUUUCUUUUGGUUCUUUUGGUUUAAACAGAGAGAGUCGAUACCUACUGGUAUUGACAGAGAAUUAUGCCGCUCUGCCGAUUGUUUUGAAAGAGUUACUUCGAACCGGUGAUGAAACUCGACCUGGUGACGAACCUGUCGUAAUUUUUGGGAGCAGCUUUCCGAAAGAUCAGGAGUACACACAGGUACUUACACUUUGUAACACUCGUAUUAAAUAAUGUAAUUCACACUAAAUUUGACUUCUGAAUAAGGUGGCAUAACUAAUUGCAGUUAUUCCACAUUAUUUAGGGAACUCACCUUGAUGGUUGACAAGUCAAAGUGUUGAUUUCAACUUGUAAAUAGGAUGCUCCUUUGAAACGUUUGAAAUAAUCUUCAGAGGAUACGGCUGUAAUCUUUGGCGUCUAUAAUGGCUAGAAUCGCAACUUGAACAAAUUGACCAAACUUGUAAUAUCAAAGUGAAAGAGGAGCUACUCGUCCCAUUUAGUAUGUUUAGAUAACAACGAAUAAAAACGAAAAUAUUCGUUAAAGUUAGUCAUUUUGAUCGUUUUAACGUUGGUUAUAGGACCAACUGGAGUUACUGAUAUCAUUAUGUUUCGUACGAGUAGUCAACGAUCAAUUAAACCUAUGGCCCAUAAAGCCUUAUAGUAGAACUGCUGAAUUGACACAGAAACUGGUCGAUUAGACCGUCCAACUAAAACCAUAGUGGACACGCUGUUCUGUUGGGGCAUAAAUUGUGGAUUAUUGGCGAUUGAGUAGUGGUUUGAAUUUGCGACCCUUUUCUGUUGCACAUAUUUACAGGUUUGCCGAGACAUUAAUCGAAUUAAGGUAUGCAUGGAGACAGGACGGACUGUAAUCCUUCUGAAUUUAGAGAGCCUCUACGAGAGUCUCUACGAUGCUUUGAAUCAGGUAUGGAUGGGAGGAAAAAAAUAAUUUUUCUCGUUAAAGUACAGCACAUUCUAAUGAUGUUAAAGAAAGCUUGGUAACGAAUUGUACAUUUUAAACUGAAGCAAGCACUGAGAAAUCCUGUCUGGUUUACAUCUUUUCAAAAUGGAUCAUUCGUUAUCAUUAAUUCUUUCUCGGUCUGUUUGUCCGUUUCGUUUUAUUUUCACCAGAAAAUGCACGCAUCAGUAGCUUCGUAAUGUUCCAUUUUCUCUCUUCUUUUUCGUUCUUCGAGCAUCGGUGUUAUUCAUUGUCUCUCGUUGUCAUGCAGUGCAUGUUUUUCUUACUGUUUUCUAAUCUUAUCACUCAGUACUAUGUGUAUUGUGGAGAUCAGAAAUUUGUUGACCUUGGACUAGGAAGUCACCGCGUCAAGUGCCGUGUACACAAUGAUUUCAGGUAAGUAUAACGGCGGUUUGUAUUUCACUUAGGAUACAGACGGAAUCCCUUCUAUAGUAAACUGCAAGACCUGCUUCAAUACGCAACGAAACUGAUCGUACUCUUCUUUGAAGUAUUCAUUGUAGAGCACUUUCUCCUGGUUCUUUACAAUACAUCCAAGAAGAAGUCUGGGAAGUAAAUCCCAUUUGUCCUCUCUACGAAGCUGUAUGUUUGUGUGUAUUUUAAUACAUCUUUUUAUACAAUAAAUCUUCAUGGACAGACUCGUUGUGAUUGCCGAAAAAGACGUCGUUUACAGUAAGUUUCCAAUACCCCUCAUCAAUCGCCUGGAGAAACAUUAUCUUGUGACGUCAGCCAGUCUCAGUCCUGCUCAAAAAGUCGUUGUAGAUCAACUCAAUGAUUGGGUCAACGGAUUUUCCCACGUCAACAUUCCGCGACAUCAACAGAUGAGGUAUGUAUUGAAUCUGGCCACAGCUAAAAUUUCAACUCUUUCAUUUCUAAGCAUUUCUUGGAUUUAAGUUAGAACACUCUCAUUUCUCAUAGAAUUAUGCUUACUUCAUAGUAGAUUGUAAUGUCGUUUCAGAAAGCCUGGCAGCACAAUUUUCAUGCGUGAUUAGGUCACUUUGUCCUAUUGCUAUUGCGCCAGAGGCGUUGGCAUCAUUUACCCUUAAACGAAUUCCGUAUGACCCAUUAUUUCUUUCUCUUGUUUGAUCAGGUAACGACCGAUUUCUAGUAAAGAAUAAGAAAUAGUGACGGAAAAUGGUCAGUAAAAUUUUGAAAAAAUUUAGAUUCAGGUUUUCAUCACAGAGGGCUUCAACGAUGGUUUUUCGCUCUUUUAAAAAUUUUAUUUUAGGGCGUUUGUUGUAUUCAGAACGGGGAUUUUUUUUAGUUCAAUAAUUUUUUUGGCUAAAACUCAUGUUAACGCAUUAUUAUCAUGCUGUUUGAGUUUACCUAGAUCACUGAAUGUAAAAAAUUUGACUUCAUGCCAUAAAGGAAAUAUUUGCCUGGUGAUGCAUUUGUCGGUUACCACGACGAUACUGCAGCAUCAGUAGUGCUACAAGUAUGCAGUGACUUAGACGAGGAUGAACUGUACAGUCGUUUCAACGACAAGAAUUUUUCGGAAAGGGUACGUUAUUUAGAAUGUAGUUAUCAACAUUGCUAGUAAUGUCUUGAAGUAAUCCUAAAGGCAUAAAUAUACUCUUUGGUUAUCAUCACUUUUUCAGUUCCUACCUGUAAGAGCUGAAGUAAGAAGCACGUGUAUUUCUGUUUUGUAGGGUAUCUUUGCUCUUUCAAAUGGUCUUUUAAUUUAAAUCCUGAAUUUUUCAUUACAUUUGACGUUGUAGGUCCUGAAGGAAUCCCAGGAAUUGCUGUUGCAGUGCGCCACACCUGAUGCUGUGGCAAGGUUGGUUCAUACAAAGCUUGCUACACGGGCAGACCAACUAUGGGAGAUUUACUUUACAGGCCAGGAACAUUCAAGUUUAACAGCUUUCCUUCGAAAUGUGUUAACAUCAGAAGAAACGAAAUUGGGCCAGCCCGAGGGAACUUUGAUUCAGGUGAGGGUGCUUUGGCAUAUUUACUUAAGUACUACAGAAGUUCCAUACACUUGCUUUUACGUCUUAAUUAAGUUAAUAUAUAGAUUUAGCCAAGCCUAAAAGCGGAGCUCGCAUAUUUUUUUGCCCGCACGUCUCAAGGGCACAACGCCUUGCCCCGGCCAGGACUAGAACCCGGGUCGUCCGACUCGGAGCCCAGUGCACUGACCACUGGACUACUGAACAAAGCUGUGGCGUUGGCGUGCCCGCGGUACAGUCGACCACGCAUAUUAAAAGUAGCACCUUGUAUGGUUGUACGGUCGUACGGUCGUACGGUCGUACGGUCGCACAUUCGUACAGUCGUACAUCCAAAUUUUUUCGGCUUGAUGGGUUUCUACUAUUUUGCAUAAUUAUGGGCCUACGCUCUGCGAGCUCCGCUAUUAUGUAUUAUGUUCCUGCUUUGUGUAUCUGCUGUGAAAAUCUGUACUUGUACAUGGAUAUUUUCAGAGUAUGUAGUUGCAAAUCUGGUGACAUAUACUUAUUACUUCUGAGGGAAGCUAUACUUAUGCGUAUGUUCCUAACUAUUUGUAGGUGACGACUCAUGCUAGGUUGCUGUCGUCGAAUGAUUUGAAAGAUAUUUCAUCUGCUACCUCUUUGCCAUUGUCAAACGUCUCAUGUCUAAGUCUGCAGCAGUUCCACACAGAGCAACAGUUCUGCUCAUCUGUAAGGUGAGGACGUUUUGUAAGUGGUAGAUCAAAUGCUAGGUAUUUGUUUGAUAACUAUUUAUGUCGAUAAUUUAAUGAAACUUCUUGUCUAUAAUGAAGUAGUAAAAAGUAGUAAAACUUAGUAAACAACUUUCAUAUCGUUUGUAAAUUCCAUGAAUAUUAAUUCGUGUUCACAGGGAUUUUUUUGCGAAACUUGGUGGAAGAGAGGGAUUGCUCAUGGUCCAGUGUGAUGCUGGAGAUCUUAAUAGCAAACUGAUCCCCUGUGCUCGUCACUUGCUAGUGGAACAAAGAACCACAGCAGAGCAAGAUUUUCUAGAAAGCGUUGGGUGUGCUCCCUCGUCAUUCGUGCAUAUUGUUCUCAUCAUUCAACUGCCUCGUCUUGUUGGAGGUUGUCCAACUUUUGCUGGUUUUCAAGGAGGACGCUGGAUAUCUGUCCACAUCGAUGAACUUCGCCCACCGACAGGUCAAAUACCAGCCAUCCAGUUUAUGGUGGACCGGCCAAUCAGUAACUUGUUUGACGUAGCACCGACCAUCACACGGGCUGAUGAUAUGGAAGUUGAAGAGGAAGAGGAAACAGAGGCUGAUAUCGACAUGGAGGCGUCGAAUGAUGUUUCCGGGACUAAUGCCAUUUUGGAUAAAGUAGAUAUUGUCAGUCUUGUGAGAAGCUGUAUUCAAGCUGCCGUUGCAAGACUUGACGAAGAGUCCUGGCGUCCGUCACGAUCGACACGCCGGAUUGAACUGAUGUUAAGUCUUCUCCCGGACUGCAGAUCUAGUGGGACUGGUAAUUAUAACAGGACUCUUUGCUCUUUACUUUAACGAUAUGCCGAGUGUCCCAACUCGAACGUGUUAUUGUUAUAGGUGCCUCCAUUAUCUAAGCUCCUAAAUGUAAGCAGCACUUUUUUCGUAUAAGUGUCUCCGAUCUGUCUGAACGUUUAAGAUCCUCCUUUUCUUUCUCAAAUGAUGUUUGAUUUAACGUGCCUGGACUUCUAGAUUAUUUUUUCUAGCAUUUAGUUGAGAUGACGCGGCUGAUCGGUUUAGCUUCAGAUAAUCCAUUUUCUACCAAUAGAUAGGCUCCAAGCCUUGGAGUUCACUUAAGCAGGAUCCCUGCUUAAGUAAACUUCGGAAAAGACCGACUGGGCACUAAGUCAACUUUUACGGUAUAAGGCGAGAAUUGAUUAUUUGCCAUUUAAAUGAAACAUGCUCGAAUUUUAUAAGGUUUCGCCAGUUUUUAAAGGUUAUCUAACUAGAGUUUAUCUUUUUUCUGCCAGAUUUGUCAUUUGCUACGGUUUUGUCUCGGCGAAUCCACAAACUACUUCAAGAAAAGGAUGAGCGGGCUGGGAUGAAAGCCAUUGACUGGUUACGCUCAGAAGCUUUGAGUGGUACCGGGAUCCAAGAAAAUGGAACAUUCAGAAAAGCACUGUGGCAGAAAGUAUAUACGUCAGUAAUACCAAUUCUCUCUGAAGUUAUUGCCCUUGUGGACCGCGAUUCUAACUUGGAACUUGUGACGGGUGAAGGUACCUGGUUGUCACGCCUUUGGAUAUCACUUUUCCAAAGCCAAGAUAUAGUUGAACUUCAGUACGAUAGCUUUUUGUCCCUUGAGAAUGGCAUCAUAAGGGAGCGCGUGCCAGUAAUGACUUCUGCGUGUGAAAGACAAAAUUUUGACUUGCAGUUUCCUUUCUCAUGGCUGAUCAAAGAGAGAAUUGAUGCUAUGUGGAAAGAGGCCUGUAGUAUUGCAGGUAAACACUUUUUUAAAUAUUCAGCGUACCCAUGAAAUAGUUUCAUUCUAGUUUCAACAAUGGCCCGAUUUAUACUAGAGACGGAUCGUCCGUCUAGACGGAUCAUCCGUCAUACGGAUAAUCCGUCCAAGUAUAAAUCUGAAGACGAAUUUUGACGAAUUAUCUGUCUAGAUAUAAAUCGUUCGCGAGUUUCACGACGGGUGUCUCGGUGUUGAGCCGAGUGGAAGCCUGGCAAGAGCUUAAAUAUGGCGGCUCUCGUAGCCUUGUUGAUGAAAUCGAGAAGAACAGCAUUGGAUAUGGCGGUAUAUCAGAGAAGAAUAUCCUCUGUCAAGCGCAUGUUUGAGCCGGAAAAUAGCUUAAUGAACUUCAUGUUACCCUUUUCUCUCGCUAAUCUUGCUCAAGAUAGGAAGACAAGAAGUAGAGAUGAGAUAAGAAACAAGAAAUCACUUCCUCUGUAUUGUGGGUCAUAUAUAACUUCUGCGAAGACGUCCGUGUCUUGAUCUGUCCAAGUCAACUUCUUGUUUCCUUUCUUCUUCUUUUUUGUGAUUGCUUUCGAGGGCACGAUUACUUUACCGGACGCCAUCUUGAAAUAGGCAUCCCAGGAAACCUUGCAAAACUAUAGAAACCAGUCUCUUUCAUAAGGAAACUUCGUCAAAAACCGUCCUCGUUUUCCGUCUAGAUAAAAAUUUAGAGACGGAUGAUCCGUCUAAGACGAGCUAUCCGUCUGUUAGCACGUCUUGAAGACGUGCUGACAGACGGAUCAGCCUGAGACGGAUUUUGCUCCAUAAUUCGUCUUAGUACUGAAUUUAUAUUUAGACGAGUUAUCCGUCUGAGACGGAUGAUUCGUCUCUGACGGAUAACUCGUCUCUAGUAUAAAUUCGGCCAAUAAAGCACAACAAUGUGCGUUAUACUUUCAUAACACGCUAAACUUUAAGGAUUGUUUAGUACAGAACUCAAAACAAAAUCUGCACGCACGGAUAAAAAGAACCGGCGAGUUUUAAUUGUUUAUUUAGUUUUAAUUUCGGUAGACUUCACAUGUGGGACUCACUGAGUUUAUAGCAUAAGUUCCUCGAGUCUUUCCAUUUCUUUUCCAAACAGUAUUGCGUAUGCGUCUUGAUUUAGCUAACAUUGAAAAAAAAAAUUUUUGACGAAGUCAAAAAUAAAUAUAUUUCGUUCGCUAUAUAAACGAAAGUAGAAGGUUCUUGAAGUCAUUGCUGUUUCAUUCUUUUAUAAGCGAGAACAAACACCCCAGUUCAGCGGUGUUUGUGCGACCUAGUGACUACUUCGGAAAUCGGACGACUGCUCGAAGAAACUGAAUAUGAAGGCUACGAGGAAGCCGCAGUGAUGCGCUACCUUCACGACUUCGUUCACACGGUCCACAAACCAACAGUUCCUGGAGAGGAAGAGGUAGGACAUCAUAAAGAGUGCUGAUUGGAUUCUCCUAUCUCUUUUCUACGAAAUCUAGAUCCGCUUUUGUCGUAGCAAGCGCAUAUGAAUUAUGCACGACAUGCAUCGAAUCAGUGGCAGAAAGGGGCUGCUGUUUUAGUUGAAAAAGAAAUGCAAAUUCGUACAGGAAUGUAAACCAGUUUCACCCACGAGCCUGAAAGAUCCUCUACCUAGACCAUUUGUAUAUAGUUUUUCACGUCACCUUUCUGUUCACCUCAUAGUGUGAAGCACAUGUGAACCUAGGGUAUAGCCUUUCUCGCCUGGUUUGACUUAUGUUGGGAAAUAAUCUGUCGUUUGUCACACAUUAGCAGAGACGAAGCCAACCUGCUAUUCUGUAGAUGGUGAUAAAAUUUACUAGCUGAAUGACAUGUGGACCGAGAACCUGGGGUGAACUUGAGACUAUCGACCCAGCUGCUUCUAUAUUAUCUUGAAUCUGUGGCAAUUUGAAUUUUAUGUUUUCGAGCUAUCGCCAAAUUGCCACCUUGGAACUUACCAAGAAUGUAAAAAAUUUUCAUUUUGUAUUAAUUUUUUUCAGAAGCCUGGUAGUAUAUUCAUUCUUGUUUGUUACUCAACAGCUAAUUAGUCAAGCCAUUGUCACAGCCGCUCGCAAGUUGCAUGAUGAGACAUGUUCGGAUGAGGAAUUCACCCUCACCAUCUCUUUCAUCCACGUGGCUUAUGAUCGCAUCGAGAAACGUUUGACGAACUUCUGCCAACUAGUACAGGCUCAACCAGAUAUUGUCACCAGCCUUCGGGAAGUUAUUCCUCCAAGCGAAACGGAGAUGGUAAGCUUAUUGCUUGUUUUGAAAAGUAAUCCUUCAAUCGAAAAUUUCAUGAGAUUAAAUUUAGCCUUCUUAUUUUUAGCCUUUUACGCUUUAGGACGUUUCACGCACUUAUAUUUUUGAAUUAUGAAUAAAAACAGUGUAGCAGUAAGAUUGAUAUGAUGCAAUAAUACCUUCAAGGUCCUGGAUGCCGUCGCUCUAGAGAUUUGCUUGUCCAAACUUGAACCUGGUGCUGAAGAGUUUGACGAUCCACAGACUCGCUUAGUAUGGUGUAACAGAGUGUUGAGUAUCAGAACAAGUGCUGAGAACAUGAUCAGUAAUCUUUCACAGUAUGGCCGGAAAGUAAACCACAUUCUACUUAAUUGCAGGUAUUGCACUUUUUAAAAUUCUAGAUCGACUAAUCACAUUUCAGUUUUUUUCGGUGGAAUUCGCUUUGCUUUUGGCUCUUAACCUCUUACCUGAAGUACACUCAAAAGAAAUAAUAACCGCAGUCAAGAUUACUUUUUAGAGCUUGUACCUAAACUUAAUAGGUAAGGAUAUUAUUGUAUCUGAUAUCACUACUUUUUUUUUCUUUCGUGAACUUUCUGUGUCAGGUCAACUUGGCAGAGAGUAAGUGCUGUGCGAUUGUUUAUUGAACAUACCUGCCCUGGCACAGUUGCAUGCCACCCAGCAGAUGUGAGGAAUGUUUUUAAACUGUGGAAGGUGGGUCGAAAUAUCUAUGCUUGUAUUUGAAUAGCUUAAGAGUGUGUUGUGGUUCUUAGUGCUUUGACUUUAGAUUUCACUUUCUGUUUCCUCUGUUUCCAAAACAAUCUUUCUAACAGGCGUUGGGUGAUGAGACAGACUUUACAAAGCCGCAAACAAUGCGAGUUAUUGAAAAGUUUCUUGUGGAUUGCAGCGAAGCUGUUAGUAAACGUUAUACCAGGUAAGGAGAUGGCAGUAAAAAUGUUAGGAUAGUUGGUCAUGAAUUGGACCUCUGUCAUUGUGCUUUUAAAAAGGCGCUAGUAUUACUGAUGUUUUUCAAAAUCUUUUUUGAUAAUUUUCUUGCCCUCGAUUCGCCUCGAUGAGAGUGACCUCUCCUUCCAACGUUCAUCGUGCUUCCCGUGCGUGCGUCUAAAACUUACACAGAUAGGUUUCGUUGCCCUUAAGCAGCAUUUCUUCUGUCCCACAGUUAUGGUGUGAACACCUGUCCUGUGUGUCUGGAUGGUCUGGCUCAGAAGGAUCCUGUCAAAAUGCCUUGUGGUCACGUAAUUUGCCUUGCGUGCAUCACUAGCUGGAUUGAAAGGGAGAGAAAAUGUCCGUGCUGCAAGAGAGACGUACCGGAUGAUUUCAAGAUCUUACCCACCAAACUUGUAAGGUAUAAUGUAUUUAUUGUAGCCUAGGUAGCCCAAGCUCGCACAGGGAGCCAUCGUAAAUACCUGUAUUUUGUGCAAGAGGCCCUAUAUAGUAGGACUAUGUGUGGAAAUAACGGUUACCUAUGUUUUAAAGCGCGUUAAAUUUAAUUGUUCUAAAAACCAAAACUAAAGCAAUCAAACAACGGCCAAUCAGAAAACAAGUGCUCUAAAGAAUUAAUGAAGAAAACACAGAUGCGCUAGAAGUCAUCUCGAAUAACAGGUUAGUUUUGCCCACAAGUCAUCUUACCUACGGAUCGAUACGCCCCCAAGUCAGGUAGCCUGCAGAUUUGUUUCGCCUACAGUUCAUAUCGCCCAUAGGUCGGUUCGCCCCAAGUCAACUGGCCUGCAGAUCAGUUUCGCCCACAUGGAAACAACCAUAUUCAAGGGGUAAACACGCGUGAUCAAGUCGGAAUUUCAUCUGAUUGACUGGGAGAAUGGGGCAAAUUUCUAGAUCCAUUGUAAAGCUCAGCAAAGCGAAAUCAGGCCAUUCCAUAGUACUUUCAACACUCAAUUGAAAAGUUCCCCAUCAAUCAACGAAAAAAUGAACUAAUGAAAAAUACAUUAAGUGUUUUCAGUUUCGUAAAGAAUUUUGAACUUGAGCAUAAGUCUAAGUUCCUCGCACAAGGCGUUUUGGAUGAGAUUGAUAAUGGAGAAUCAAACGAAAAGUUGCGCUUUCCUCUUUGUAAACUUAUCAUCAUUUGCUAUACACUGUAGUAAUGACAUAAAAGUCUUUGGAGAUAGAUAUAACCGCUUCGCAUAAUGUUAUUCCCUUAUUUUAAGAACCAUUCAUUGACCGAGUUGGGUGUGCAAUUAUAUUUACAGGAAAGCUGUUCGAGAACACUUCGAUUUCCGUCGUCGGUGCAACUCCUUCUUCAUGGAGCUUGUCUCAUUGUUCUGUUUUGGCACAAAGGACGAUGAAGGUGUUAUGGAUCCUGAACUGUUUAAAAUGUUCAUGAGUUAUGUGAUAGAAGCCAGUUCAAAGACUAAGGAUUUUUCUCCUUUUCCGGAACAUGGCAUUGAUGCAACACCUGUAGUUAGAUCGUUUCUGCUACAACAACUCCUGAGAGCAGGGUAUGUACAGCUGUUAAUGGCGGUAAUACGUUUUUUAUUUGUGGGGCUUAAAGUAGAAAAACCAAUGCUCUGCCAUCCGACCAAGGUUGACAAAUUCCUUAGAUAAUGGUGCGGCACCAGCCGAAAAUCACUCCUUCGUUUUUUUUAACCUCAGGGUUCGAAACCUUUUGUCUUUAGGGCAAUUAUUUUCACUAUUUGUAUCAAUCAAAUUCUUUAUUUUCCUACUAUGAAUGUUAUAUCAGGUCAUAGUCUCUUUCUACCAUCGUGAUUUCCCUUUUCUUUAUCGUUGCUCAUUUUUAUCACUAUUUUUUCCAGUGACAAGGAAGUAAAAGAGCAUUUAACACACUACUUGGCCAGCGCUCGAGAGCUUAGACCAGAAACAGGUCAUUUGUUACAAGUCUGUCAACUUUUUGUGCACUGUUGGGAGGUGAGCUUUGGAAUUACAAUUUAUUUGAAAUACGCAGUACUGCUAUUGUUUACGGAACAGGCUCUUUAUUCAGCACUCGCCUUUGAUCUAGUUCUGACCCACAAGAGAUUCAGUACUCUAUUUAUCCUUUAGUUAUUUUCUUUUUGUGUUGGCAAUUUAUCAUCACAAGGAAUCACAUUGAUCAACCUAACUUAAUUAUGAAAAUGCUUUCCUUGUUGUGAAUAACUACACUGUAUUAAUAUCUCUCUAGAAAUAACUAUCUUUUCAAAGAUAGCGUGAUACUCUGUCCAUUGCUGCACACAAAAGAUAAUCUGAAGAAGUUUCUCACUACUUUGUCGUUCACUCUGUUUGCAGGACUCCCUGAUCAGCUUGUAUUCUAAAGCCUCGGACAAUUUGCUUGUUAUGAUUAAACUUGCUCAGCAACUUUGCGAUGAAUGUUCUCCUUUGCUUACCUCCAACUCGCCACAGCAACACACUCGAGACCUCGAUGUAGAUGUUUUAGAAGCCGUUGCUAAAGCGCGCUAUGCUUUAGCAUUAGUUGCUAAGUUUAUGUACGAAAGUGUCACAGAAAAAGACGGUCCGUGGAAUGAUCGGGUUGUACAAAACGAAUUACAAAGCCUUUUUGAAGGAGCAAGGAGAAUGUGCUACAAGAGUCUGAGCCAGAUUCCCCGACUGUACCUUCUGAGACAGCUAGCGAGGAGGUUUGGUGUGGAGUCGAUCAAUAUCUUGUGUGAUAAAAAGGAGUCUGAGUGGAUUUUGCCACCAGAGAGUAGAGACAAACAGGUAAAAUGCGUGAAGAAGUAGAUUAGGUCAAUACCUUCGCCUCUUAUUUCAGUUAUAAAUCUCUUUUAAAUUACAAGCUUCUUUUCUAUUUUAACCCUUUGUAGUAAACUUAAUACCCUUCAUUUAUUUUCCCUUUUUGUCUUCUCCAGCAAGGAGAUAUUGGUCCUGAUAGGUUUAUUAUAUACGGAGAGGAGUACAAGAAUAUCAGAGAAGCUAUGGCAGAGACUGUGCUAAGUGGUACACCGAAGGAGUUGAAUAGCGCGCUCCAGGUACGAAACCGUAAGAGACAGCCUAUAGCUGUUUACAUCCACACUGUUGAUCGCUUUAGUCUCAAAUUCGAAAUAGUUUUGAUUGUCUCGUUGUCUUAAACGAGGCCGUGUAGUUAAAACUUAAUGGUUGGUUUUCGAUCGCAUUUUUCUACCACGAGGCAUACUCUCAGAAUAUGAUAAUAAAAUACUGGAAAAGCGAAAUGUAAUGCUGCGAAGAAAACGAAAACUACUCAACUACGUGACAGAGAAAGGCAGUUUCCAAAGCGCGUGCAUCGAGUUGUUUUAAAAGAUAUUAUAGUGUAGAAGUAAAUGCUGUCUUUUAUUGGCGAUGAAAUUUAUCUUUCCUGUAUUGUUUAUAGAGCAUUGUCUUGCCGCCUGUCGUGAGGGAUGUCAUGAUUUUGUUGUCUGAAUAUCGUGAAGUGACCACUUGCUAUGGUUUCACCUCCACUCAACGACAACUCUCCCCAAGAGUAAGAAACUAACAGUAUUUUUUAUGUAACCGUGAUACAUGCUUAGCUGACUCUAAUAAACCACUGAAAGGAGGUCUGUUGCUAUUCGUAAAGGUGCACUUAUGAUGUCAAUAAGCUGACCAAACAUCAACAUACCUUCAUAUCGUAUUACACAGGUAGUUCACAGUCAUACACGUCGAUAAACAGAAUAUUAUUGGCAAGCCUGAUUUUGUUAGGAAAGAAGUGUAUAUACAUGUAAACAACAAGGAAAUGAAUACAUGCGCCGUGUCCUUUCUUUCGAUGAAGGUUAAAAUCUCAGUACUUGAUCAAGAAACAUAGGGGAAAAUCGUGAUUGGUUUUCCUCGUUGUAGGGUUUUUAGCUGCAGUUUUAGAUUUUUCACCUCGAUGAGAUCAAGCGGUAGUCCCUGAUAGCUUAUUAAAUGCUUUGCUUUUUCAGGCUCACCAGUGUUUUCAAGAAUUUAUAAGUGAAGGUGCUCAGCUUUCUGCUGGGGUGAGUUAAAACGGAGCAUGUUAUUUCUGGGUGACAUCUGCAAUUUUACCUUUUCAUGUGGACUCUUUAACUCCCCUUGGUCACCAGUUUCUCCGCUUUAACAACUUUUGUUUUCCGCAGGCCCAACAAUUCGCCAUUCAGCUUCUAAACAACACCCAAGGUGAUGCAGGGUUUCCUGGCGUCCGAGUAGCUCCCGGUCGAUCAGCUUUGGACCAAAGUUUGGCGGAAAUUGUUGUUCAUACCACUGCUGUGCUACAGUGCACAAAUCAAAUGACUAUUUGCGAGCCAUUGCGUCAACUUAUGGACAAUCCUGUAGCUUUGAUGGUACGCUUAAGAUUAAUAAGAAAGCCAAACUAAGCCUUGCUUAUAUUCACUAAAUGCUAGUAGUUGCUAAAUUGAUAAUAGUUUUACGAAGUGAUAUCCUUUUGAUAAAGUUUCUUUCGUUUGUAUCUCAGAAUGCCUAUUUACCCACAAUGCCAGACGACAACCUUGAGGAAGCAAGAGCGGGAAUGCGUGAGGGUGGGAGCUGGUAUCGUAAGUAGCUCAAGAUAUUUAAAAAAAUUUAAUUUUGGUUAGAUGGUGGAAUGUAAGUUUUUAUGUCAACGGGAGACAUACUUAUCUUUUCGCAGAAUGCCCAAAAGGACAUCCCUACUACAUCGGAGAUGUGAGUAUCACCUUUUAACACAAGAGUGGCCUCUGCUUGCGUAAUUCAGCUUAAAUCAUUGUAGACAGUAUCAUUUGGUAAGAAACGAACUUUAACCAAGGAAACGUGAGCACGUUGGUCUAAGGCACUAGUCAUAGAUAGGUGGCGAUAAACAUUGAUGAUAUAGUACCCCACCUAUACUUUAAUAUCAAGUUUUUUCCACUGAAAGGACUGUGGGCAAGGAAAUUUCGCCGCUUAGUGUAUUCAAAACUCAAGUAGACACUGCAGCAAUCGCGUCUUCUAUCCCGUAUGGCUGGUAGUAUCGUCCUUAGAUUGUUAUUUUUCUAUUUUUACAGUGUGGUCGCCCCGUCGAGGUGAAGGUUUGCCCUGAGUGCAAGGUCCAAAUAGGGGGAGCCGGGUAUCGUCUCUCACAAGGGAAUACUGCGGCUCAGAGGUAUGGAAUAGCGCUUUAUUUGAUUACAUUAACCGUUCCGUUACAUGGGUAAAUACAUUAAGUGCCGUAUGCCCUAUAGAGCGUUGGUUUGAAAACAUUUUCGCAACUUCCCAGACACUAAUGGUUUUUGUCGAUUUCUUUAAUGGUGCCCAAAUUAUGCUUAACUUACUCGUGUAACCUCUGAUGGCUUAGGUGUACAUGAGUAAUCUCAUUUGGUGUUGGAUGAGCUGUUUAACCCAUUUCUUUUGCUUAUUGGUGACCGUUUACUUUCCCGGAAGUAAUUUUAAUUGAACAUUUUUUACUUAAUACAUUAAAUGACCCCGAAGUUUAAAAAUAUAAACUUUGAUUGUGUUAUCUUUUGUCUCCAGGGGGGAUCGAACAAUGACGGGCCACGUGCUUGGCCAUGCUAAUACCAGGUCCAGAAGUCUUGCUCCUGAAAGGAACUUGUCGCCUGUUCUUGUCGGCAUUACACGGAUUCUUAUGCACUGUGCCAUGAUUGAAGGAGCCCACCGGCAUCCACAGGUGAGCUGGCCCUUAUCCCUUCGACUAUAUCUUGAAAAGGGUUAAUUAUUUCUUGUUCAAUAAGUAACCCUUCUCAUACAGAAAAAACUAGUAGAGGUGAAAAUGUGAAUCUAGAACUUGUCAGUAUGUUACUCUUGGAGUCAUCACAACUCCUUCUCUUCCUUUGGUUCAUUCUUUAGGUAUCAGGAAUUAUCUGAGAAGACUAAAGGAAGUUGUAUCUUUUCUUAGUGUCCUUCACCUCAUUUGUCAUUGUUUUUGAAGAUAUGGUUGUUCUUGCUUUUGUGCUCCUUCUGCUUUUGACCUCAGUUUUGUUGUGAUCAUAAAUGGAUCACUCAGAGGGAUUAGGUAGGAGGUAUUAUACUUUAAAUUAGUCGGAGAAAUGUUUAGAGAAGGUGUCUUGGUGCUUUAUGUACUUAGAUAAAACGGCAAUUAUAUAUACUUAAACCAAAAAAGUAUGAAUUAAGUUCUGCCUUUCUAUACAUUUGAUGGCCCGCGAAUUAAAUUAUUAAGUAAACAUUAACGAAUUCUUAUGUGGGUAAGUUUUAAAACACCUGUAAAACUUCGUCUUGAUUAUUUUACUUUGUCUAGAAUAUUUCCAACCUCAUCAAUCCGACAAUUCCACCAGCGGCAUUGACACGUUUUUUGUGGGAUCACCUGCGGUUGGACUUUGAAGUUCUCGCCAAAAGCCUGGGGAGGAGUGUGGACGACACGGUGCUUUGUAUCCACAUGGUCCUUGCACAGAUGACCGCCCAUGUCAAUAGUGGUAGGCUUUUAAGAAUACCACGUGCUUCUCGUUUUCGAAGAAUGACGAAAAAAACUCGGAAAUUUGCCAAUCGUAAUUAAAGUCUCUUUGCUUUUCGCACCAGUCCUCAUAAUAGGACUUUUCCGCAUAAAUAUCAAAUGAAUAGGAAAAAUUACAAAGUGCAUAUCAUGGCCUAAUGCGGUAGGAAAGUUUAUUCUGUUACAUUUUAGAUCCUGCACAUUUUUAGUUAUAUAUGUUCAAACGUAUGUUUGCGCCAUGGGUUCAAAUAUUUGAUCUUAUUAGACGGAUAGAUAGAAACCCAUUGAAGCAGUUUCAUUUGCAAUCUAAUGAGAUUUGAAACGUUUUAGCGCAACAGGCCGCAGACUUUGCUUAUGACAUGAGAUCGAAGGAGUCUCGGAGAGCAUGGGAAGCAGCUUUCAGUGCCACUGUUGUGACUCCAUUGUUAACGGUAUGUCAGAUUUUUGUAAUAGCUCAGGUUUUACUUUUGUUAUCUGUCGAGUCACUGAUUUUCUUUUCCUAUCUUUUAGAACCUUGAAGAGAAAAUUCAACGGUGCUUACAAAUGUUGGUUAGUGACAAGCGGCUCGGUGAGUUCAUUUCCUCAUGAAACAAUAACAAUAUGUGACCUUGGACGUUGGUACCCUUCCAGUAAGAAAAGCCAUCAACUCGUUUAAUUAUGGGCUUAAAGUGCUGGCAAUUUAGGACUAGAUAUUUUUAGGAUAUUUAGAGACAAACAGGAUUUUUAGAACAUAUAAGGAUAUUUAGAUGAAAAUGUUUGGAAACAUACAGUCGAUAAAUUAAAAAGAAUUCACGUGGUUCGUAGAACAUACUCUGCUAACUGUUUGAUGUCAUCGUUAUUGUUUGUUUGAAAGUGAAAUAUGGAAGGAGACGAACCACUUACGUUGUUCUGUAAAUAAAUGAUCAUUUUAAAUCAAUUUGAAGGUGCUUCCAUGCAAUUUCACCACAGGAAUCUCGUGUUUUUGUAUGUGAUUAUUUGGGAAAAAUUGAAAUGAAUCGGUAUUUAAGGAAAAAAAUUGCGGGAUAAAAUUAAAAGUUACGUUCCUUUUUUUGGAGAAUUUCUUUACUGGUUUUUAGGCCAUUUUCCGGGAUUUUUAUACUUAAGGCAAGAGAUUAUAAGCUGCUGAGAGUUUAUAAUCUCUUGCUGUAGGCCUAUGCCAGUUAUUACAACUCAUCUUCAAUAAAAUUAUUGUGAACCAGAUGGAGAAUCGACAAGUCCGUGUUUAGAGGGUGGAAAUACAAUUCUCGCUUUUUUUUUCAAGAAAAAAUAUCAAAUUGAUGGCUCUUGAUUGUUUCCGCAGGUAACAAUCCCCUACUGCGUCAGCUGUUUGAGAUAGACGUCUCUACUGAAGCUCUGACUGGUGGUAUCCCUCCCACUUGCCCUGCCCUAUGGAGAUACCGGACUCAAGUGACUCUUGAUCACUUUGCGCACACAUUUCAACAAGAGGUAUUUUCCACUGAUCCUGAGAGGAACAAAGUAUUAGCGGAGUUUUUACGGCAGGUAAACCAUAUUAAACUACUUUCACUUACCAAUUUUUACAUUUUUACAUGUUGAACUGAAAAAUUUCUUAAAACAUAAGGUACGAGCUAUUGGGUAAUGAGCAGCAUCAACGAAUGAUGAUGAUGAACGGAUAGAUGUCAUCCAUCAAUUGUCAGUCCUUUUGCCGUUUACAUUUAUUUGUUGUUUAUCUAUAGGAACACAAACUCCGCGCUCUCCGUUUUCUGCCCGACAUUAUAAAACUACAGCGUCUUCUGAUGGACAAAUUCCAUCGUCGAAUUGACAGAACUGAAGCACAGCGCAUGAAUAUAAGAGAAUUCCUGCGGAAUAUUCCUUCAAGUAAGUUGACUGUCGAGUGAUUUUUUCCUUAAUUUUUUCUGUUAUAUCAAAUCCCUUGACUUUUUGUCUUCCUUCACAGAAACAGAGAAAGAUGAACUUGCGUCACUGAUAGCGAGCUUUAACGUGGCAUGGAACCUUGUGCGGCUUAGUCUUGAUCAGCAAGGUAUGCCUAGAUUGGCAACAUUUGUAAACGAGUAUUCACGAAUGAAGCAGGUCGUAAACCUAUUAGAUUUUACGGUAUUAUCAAGUUAUUAAACGGCACAAACCAAACAUGCAUAAGGUACUCAGGACAUAAUUUUACCCGCCUUUUACAAACGAUUCACUAAGUUCAAGUUCAUGUUCUUUUUCAUUCCUUCCCCCCCUCCUCCCCCCUCGUCCGCACAGCAUAGAGCCACGGGGUGUAUAGAGGAGCAAAAGAAAGGUUAAAAGUGCUACUGUCCCAGACCACUGACUAUGAUUUAUCUACGUAUGUAGUAUAUCUCUUCUCAACCAUUCAUUGUCCUAAACAGGGCGUCUACGUCCUCCAAAGGACUUGUGUGACCAGUCCAUGGAUAAUUCACGUCCACUUGCUGUACUCCUGCCAAGUACCUCCGGCAUGGGUAUCUGUUCCACGGCUCUGGUAUUUUUCCUCACCAUGCUUCACAACGAGUUCAACGAAAGAUAUCAAAACUUGAUGGGCGGUAAAGUCAAGUAAGUGCGAUGACGGAACCUUUUCCCCAUGCCACCCACCCCAAGAGUUACUUUCCUAGUAGUACCGUAAAUGACCUCACAACGCUUUCAGUCCUAUUCUAAGUUUCAGUGAGACGAUAUGCUGCGUCGACAAUGAAGUAAAUUUCCUUUAGUAGCUUCAAACAUCGCUCCCGCUCUAUAUUGCCAAUGUGCUGAACGUACAACGAUUAAUUUGCCAAUUUUAACGUGUUAACAAUUUCUUUUUACAAUUUCAUUUGGCAAUUAUUUUUUCAUCUCGCGCUUUCACAAUUUUGUUAGUUUGGCUGAAGGCUGGGAGCCGUCAGUUCACGUUUUAAAGAAAAAUUAUGAAUGCGAAUAUUUUAUGAUCACAACUGAUCAGCAAUCGACAUCAUGUUCUCUGUGAACUAGCCACAAGUAGAUAUAGACACGAAAUAAGAAUAACUGAUUUUAAGAAUGAACCUCUCUGUGUAACCUUUGGGUAUCCUUGCAGCCGCUUGGAAUUCAUUGCAAAUGUUCGAUGUCAUUGUUCCUUGUGAUUACUAGAGACCUGCCCCACAUACAGCUGCAAGACGUGACAAGGUCACAUCUGAUUUCAUACGACACCGAACGAGAUCUUCUACCCCUUGUCUUGGCGCAGUGUAAUUACUCUCUAGAGGUGGGUCAGGGAACAUUGGUUCAGUACAACUGGGAAGCCCUUGAAAGACAGCUGAUUGACAGGUUCAUAAGGGGAAGACCACUUAUUGAUUUCAAGGUACGAAGUAGCUUUAAAUAUAUAUAAUGAUGUCCAACGUCUGUAAAAUAUUUCCUGAAAUUUCUGUCCAAAGUCUUUACCAGAGUUAUUUACUCACUCCUAAAGGAGAGGUUUUGAGCAAUAUAUCGUAUUUAUUUCAUAGGACGAGAGGUUUGCAUUCAGCAAAGACGCCCAGUUAGACUCGGUUUUCACUUCCGUGAAAAACAAGGUCCGGCCACAGGUAAAACAUUUCGUUUUUUGCGCUCGAUUCCUAUUCAAUAUGUGACUCACCAGCUCCUCCUAGAGUUGCCAAUGAUUAGCAAGAAAAAAAUGGUAGUGAGAGGAGUUACUAUAAUGAAGAUAAUGAUGAUGCUAUUAGUAAUAAAAAAAUGGUAGUGAGAGAAGUUACUAUGAUGAAGAUAAUGAUGAUGCUAUUAGUAAUAAAAAAAAUGGUAGUGAGAGAAGUUACUAUGAUGAAGAUAAUGAUGAUGCUAUUAGUAAUAAAAAAAAUGGUAGUGAGAGAAGUUAAUAUGAUGAAGAUAAUGAUGAUGCUAUUAGUAAUAAAAAAAAUGGUAGUGAGAGAAGUUACUAUGAUGAAGAUAAUGAUGAUGCUAUUAGUAAUAAAAAAAAUGGUAGUGAGAGAAGUUACUAUGAUGAAGAUAAUGAUGAUGCUAUUAGUAAUAAAAAAAAUGGUAGUGAGAGAAGUUAAUAUGAUGAAGAUAAUGAUGAUGCUAUUAGUAAUAAAAAAAUGGUAGUAAGAGAAGUUACUAUGAUGAAGAUAAUGAUGAUGCUAUUAGUAGUAAAAAAAAAUGGUAACGAAAGAGGUUACUAUGAUGAAGAUAAUGAUGAUGCUAUUAGUAAUAUAAAAAUGGUAAUGAGAGAGGUUACUAUGAUGAAGAUAAUGAUGAUGCUAUUAGUAAUAAAAAAAUGGUAAUGAGAGAAGUUAAUAUGAUGAAGAUAAUGAUGAUGCUAUUAGUAAUAAAAAAAUGGUAAUGAGAGAAGUUACUAUGAUGAAGAUAAUGAUGAUGCUAUUAGUAAUAAAAAAAAUGGUAGUGAGGGAGGUUACUAUGAUGAAGAUAAUGAUGAUGCUAUUAGUAAUAAAAAAAAUGGUAGUGAGAGAAGUUACUAUGAUGAAGAUAAUGAUGAUGCUAUUAGUAAUAAAAAAAAUGGUAGUGAGAGAAGUUAAUAUGAUGAAGAUAAUGAUGAUGUUAUUAGUAAUAAAAAAAAUGGUAAUGAGAGAAGUUACUAUGAUGAAGAUAAUGAUGAUGCUAUUAGUAAUAAAAAAAAUGGUAGUGAGAGAAGUUAAUAUGAUGAAGAUAAUGAUGAUGCUAUUAGUAAUAAAAAAAAUGGUAGUGAGAGAAGUUACUAUGAUGAAGAUAAUGAUGAUGCUAUUAGUAAUAAAAAAAAUGGUAGUGAGAGAAGUUAAUAUGAUGAAGAUAAUGAUGAUGCUAUUAGUAAUAAAAAAAUGGUAAUGAGAGAGGUUACUAUGAUGAAGAUAAUGAUGAUGCUAUUAGUAAUAAAAAAAAUGGUAAUGAGAGAGGUUACUAUGAUGAAGAUAAUGAUGAUGCUAUUGGUAAUAAAAAAAUUGUAAUGAGAGAAGUUACUAUGAUGAAGAUAAUGAUGAUGCUAUUAGUAAUAAAAAAAAUGGUAGUGAGAGAAGUUAAUAUGAUGAAGAUAAUGAUGAUGCUAUUAGUAAUAAAAAAAAUUGUAGUGAGAGAAGUUAAUAUGAUGAAGAUAAUGAUGAUGCUAUUAGUAAUAAAAAAAAUGGUAGUGAGAGAAGUUAAUAUGAUGAAGAUAAUGAUGAUGCUAUUAGUAAUAAAAAAAAUGGUAGUGAGAGAAGUUAAUAUGAUGAAGAUAAUGAUGAUGCUAUUAGUAAUAAAAAAAUGGUAGUGAGAGUAAUAAAAAAAAAUGGUUAAUAAUAUGAUGAAGAUAAUGAUGAUGCUAUUAGUAAUAAAAAAAAUGGUAAUGAGAGAGGUUACUAUGAUGAAGAUAAUGAUGAUGCUAUUAGUAAUAAAAAAAAUGGUAAUGAGAGAGGUUACUAUGAUGAAGAUAAUGAUGAUGCUAUUAGUAAUAAAAAAAAUGGUAAUGAGAGAGGUUACUAUGAUGAAGAUAAUGAUGAUGCUAUUAGUAAUAAAAAAAAUGGUAAUGAGAGAGGUUACUAUGAUGAAGAUAAUGAUGAUGCUAUUAGUAACAAAAAAAAAAUGGUAAUGAGAGAGGUUACUAUGAUGAAGAUAAUGAUGAUGCUAUUAGUAAUAAAAAAAAAUGGUAAUGAGAGAAGUUACUAUGAUGAAGAUAAUGAUGAUGCUAUUAGUAAAAAAAAAAAAUGGUAAUGAGAGAAGUUACUAUGAUGAAGAUAAUGAUGAUGCUAUUAGUAAAAAAAAAAAAAAGAGGUUACUAUGAUGAAGAUAAUGAUGAGCUAGGUUAAAAUGAUGAAGAUAAUGAUGAAGAUAAUUGAUGCUAAUAAAAAAAAAUGGUAGUGAGAGAAGUUAAUAUGAUGAAGAUAAUGAUGAUGCUAUUAGUAAUAAAAAAAAUGGUAGUGAGAGAAGUUAGUAUGAUGAAGAUAAUGAUGAUGCUAUUAGUAAUAAAAAAAAUGGUAGUGAGAGAAGUUAAUAUGAUGAAGAUAAUGAUGAUGCUAUUAGUAAUAAAAAAAAUGGUAGUGAGAGAAGUUACUAUGAUGAAGAUAAUGAUGAUGCUAUUAGUAAUAAAAAAAAUGGUAGUGAGAGAAGUUAAUAUGAUGAAGAUAAUGAUGAUGCUAUUAGUAAUAAAAAAAAUGGUAGUGAGAGAAGUUAAUAUGAUGAAGAUAAUGAUGAUGCUAUUAGGAAUAAAAAAAUGGUAGUGAGAGAGGUUAAUAUGAUGAAGAUAAUGAUGAUGCUAUUAGUAAUAAAAAAAUGGUAAUGAGAGAAGUUACUAUGAUGAAGAUAAUGAUGAUGCUAUUAGUAAUAAAUAAAAUGGUAAUGAGAGAAGUUACUAUGAUGAAGAUAAUGAUGAUGCAAUUAGUAAUAACAUAAAUGGUAAUGAGAGAGGUUAAUAUGAUGAAGAUAAUGAUGAUGCUAUUAGUAAUAAAAAAAUGGUAAUGAGAGAGGUUACUAUGAUGAAGAUAAUGAUGAUGCUAUUAGUAAUAAAAAAAAUGGUAGUGAGAGAGGUUACUAUGAUGAAGAUAAUGAUGAUGCUAUUAGUAAUAAAAAAAAUGGUAGUGGGAGAAGUUACUAUGAUGAAAAUAAUGAUACUAUUAGUAAUAAAAAAAAUGGUAAUAAGAGAGGUUACUAUGAUGAAGAUAAUGAUGAUGCUAUUAGAAAUAAAAAAAAUGGUAAUGAGAGAAGUUACUAUGAUGAAAAUAAUGAUGAUGCUAUUAGUAAUAAAAAAAUGGUAAUGAGGGAAGUUAAUAUGAUGAAGAUAAUGAUGAUGCUAUUAGUAAUAAAAAAAAUGGUAGAGAGAAGUUACUAUGAUGAAAAUAAUGAUGAUGCUAUUAGUAAUAAAAAAAAUGGUAAUGAGAGAAGUUACUGUGAUGAAGAUAAUGAUGAUGCUAUUAGUAAUAAAAAAAUGGUAAUGAGAGAAGUUAAUAUGAUGAAGAUAAUGAUGAUGCUAUUAGUAAUAAAAAAAUGGUAAUGAGAGAAGUUACUAUGAUGAAGAUAAUGAUGAUGCUAUUAGUAAUAAAAAAAAAUGGUAGUAAGAGAAGUUACUAUGAUGAAGAUAAUGAUGAUGCUAUUACUAAUAAAAAAAGGUAAUGAGAGAAGUUACUAUGAUGAAAAUAAUGAUGAUGCUAUUAGUAAUAAAAAAUGGUAAUGAGAGAAGUUACUAUGAUGAAAAUAAUGAUGAUGCUAUUAGUAAUAAAAAAAUGGUAGUGAGAGAGGUUACUAUGAUGAAGAUAAUGAUGAUGCUAUUAGUAAUAAAAAAAAUGGUAAUGAGAGAAGUUACUAUGAUGAAAAUAAUGAUGAUGCUAUGAGUAAUAAAAAAAAUGGUAGUGAGAGAGGUUACUAUGAUGAAGAUAAUGAUGAUGCUAUUAGUAAUAAAAAAAAUGGUAGUGAGAGAGGUUACUAUGAUGAAAAUAAUGAUGAUGCUAUUAGUAAUAAAAAAAAUGGUAGUGAGAGAGGUUACUAUGAUGAAGAUAAUGAUGAUGCUAUUACUAAUAAAAAAAAUGGUAAUGAGAGAAGUUACUAUGAUGAAAAUAAUGAUGACGCUAUUAGUAAUAAAAAAAUGGUAGUGAGAGAAGUUACUAUGAUGAAAAUAAUGAUGAUGCUAUUAGUAAUAAAAAAAAUGGUAGUGAGAGAAGUUACUAUGAUGAAAAUAAUGAUGAUGCUAUUAGUAAUAAAAAAAUGGUAAUGAGAGAGGUUAGUAUGAUGAAGAUAAUGAUGAUGCUAUUAAUAAUAAAAAAAUGGUAAUGAGAGAAGUUAAUAUGAUGAAGAUAAUGAUGAUGCUAUUAGUAAUUAAAAAAAAUGGUAACGAAAGAGGUUACUAUGAUGAAGAUAAUGAUGAUGCUAUUAGUAAUAAAAAAAAUGGUAGUGAGAGAGGUUACUAUGAUGAAGAUAAUGAUGAUGCUAUUAGUAAUAAAAAAAAUGGUAAUGACAGAAGUUAAUAUGAUGAAGAUAAUGAUGAUGCUAUUAGUAAUAAAAAAAAUGGUAGUGAGAGAGGUUACUAUGAUGAAGAUAAUGAUGAUGCUAUUAGUAAUAAAAAAAAUGGUAGUGAGAGAAGUUAAUAUGAUGAAGAUAACGAUGAUGCUAAUAGUAAUAAAAAAAAUGGUAAUGAGAGAGGUUAAUAUGAUGAAGAUGAUGAUGCUAUUAGUAAUAAAAAAAAUGGUAAUGAGAGUGGUUAAUAUGAUGAAGAUAAUGAUGAUGCUAUUAGUAAUAAAAAAAAUGGUAAUGAGAGAGGUUACUAUGAUGAAGAUAAUGAUGAUGCUAUUAGUAAUAAAAAAAAUGGUAGUGAGAGAGGUUACUAUGAUGAAGAUAAUGAUGAUGCUAUUAGUAAUAAAAAAAAUGGUAAUGAGAGAAGUUAAUAUGAUGAAGAUAAUGAUGAUGCUAUUAGUAAUAAAAAAAAUGGUAGUGAGAGAAGUUACUAUGAUGAAGAUAAUGAUGAUGCUAUUAGUAAUAAAAAAAAUGGUAAUGAGAGAGGUUACUAUGAUGAAGAUAAUGAUGAUGCUAUAAGUAAUAAAAAAAAUGGUAAUGAGAGAAGUUAAUAUGAUGAAGAUAAUGAUGAUGCUAUUAGUAAUAAAAAAAAUGGUAAUGAGAGAAGUUAAUAUGAUGAAGAUAAUGAUGAUGCUAUUAGUAAUAAAAAAAAUGGUAAUGAGAGAAGUUACUAUGAUGAAGAUAAUGAUGAUGCUAUUACUAAUAAAAAAAAUGGUAAUGAGAGAGGUUACUAUGAUGAAGAUAAUGAUGAUGCUAUUAGUAAUAAAAAAAUGGUAAUGAGAGAAGUUACUAUGAUGAAGAUGAUGAUGCUAUUAGUAAUAAAAAAAAUGGUAGUGAGAGAAGUUAAUAUGAUGAAGAUAAUGAUGAUGCUAUUAGUAAUAAAAAAAAUGGUAAUGAGAGAGGUUACUAUGAUGAAGAUAAUGAUGAUGCUAUUAGUAAUAAAAAAAUGGUAAUGAGAGAGGUUACUAUGAUGAAGAUAAUGAUGAUGCUAUUAGUAAUAAAAAAAAUGGUAAUGAGAGAGGUUAAUAUGAUGAAGAUAAUGAUGAUGCUAUUAGUAAUAAAAAAAAUGGUAAUGAGAGAGGUUACUAUGAUGAAGAUAAUGAUGAUGCUAUUAGUAAUAAAAAAAAUGGUAGUUAGAGAAGUUACUAUGAUGAAGAUGAUGAUGCUAUUAGUAAUAAAAAAAAUUGGUAGUGAGAGAAGUUAAUAUGAUGAAGAUAAUGAUGAUGCUAUUACUAAUACAAAAAAUGGUAAUGAGAGAGGUUACUAUGAUGAAGAUAAUGAUGAUGCUAUUAGUAAUAAAAAAAAUGGUAGUGAGAGAAGUUACUAUGAUGAAGAUAAUGAUGAUGCUAUUAGUAAUAAAAAAAAUGGUAGUGAGAGAGGUUACUAUGAUGAGGAUAAUGAUGAUGCUAUUAGUAAUAAAAAAAUGGUAAUGAGAGAGGUUACUAUGAUGAAGAUAAUGAUGAUGCUAUUAGUAAUAAAAAAAUGGUAAUGAGAGAGGUUACUAUGAUGAAGAUAAUGAUGAUGCUAUUAGUAAUAAAAAAAAUGGUAAUGAGAGAAGUUACUAUGAUGAAGAUAAUGAUGAUGCUAUUAGUAAUAAAAAAAUGGUAGUGAGAGAAGUUACUAUGAUGAAGAUAAUGAUGAUGCUAUUAGUAAUAAAAAAAAUGGUAAUGAGAGAGGUUACUAUGAUGAAGAUAAUGAUGAUGCUAUUAGUAAUAAAAAAAAUGGUAAUGAGAGAGGUUACUAUGAUGAAGAUAAUGAUGAUGCUAUUAGUAAUAAAAAAAAUGGUAAUGAGAGAAGUUACUAUGAUAAAGAUAAUGAUGAUGCUAUUAGUAAUAAAAAAAAUGGUAGUGAGAGAAGUUACUAUGAUGAAGAUAAUGAUGAUGCUUUUAGUAAUAAAAAAAAUUGGUAGUGAGAGAAGUUAAUAUGAUGAAGAUAAUGAUGAUGCUAUUACUAAUAAAAAAAAUGGUAGUGAGAGAAGUUAAUAUGAUGAAGAUAAUGAUGAUGCUAUUAGUAAUAAAGAUGCUAUCAUGCUAUUUGUGAUCGUGUAGUAAAGUGUAUAUUUUAAAGGACUCAAAAAAAUUAUUCGUCUUGUUAGGUUCCUUUGAGUUCAGCAGUAAGCAGUCAAAUUCUAGGCGAGUUUCGCUCACUGACAGACGUCUGUGACGUGCUGACGUCGCUCGACAUUGCAAUCGGUUUUCUUUCCUCGACCGGUGGAUCACCUGAAAUGCCGCUAAAUGACUACCUUCAACAUGUACUACGCAUGCCUCAACAAAAUAGUCUUCGCAGUCUCAAGGUAAGCAUUCAAUUUAACCGUGCAAAUUGAACUGUUUUGAUGGAUAGAUGUUUACCCACAGACCUUUUAGACCCAAUGGCUAACGAAAAGUUAUGUACCUUGUGCUAUGUUUCUUGCCACGAGUUCAGUACCUUACAAAAAGCGAGAUAAUAAGAACGAUAAAACUUUAAAACAAGAAAAGGUAGAGUAGAGAGAGUGGAACUCUUGUAAAAAUACGGAAAUGUGCAAAUGUCUCAUUUUGUGUCAGGAAUCGAAAAUUGUCUUCCAAAUUGAAAAUAUCUUAAAUAUUGUAAAUAGAGUCGUGUACAGACCUAGAAAUAGACAACUGCCCAUAGCUAUUUCUAACAGAUUUUAUAGUCUAUUAGUUCUGCAGACAGUCUGUUACUAUAUAAAAGUCGACGCGAUCACCUUUUCAUGUCAGUACAUUACGCUCUAAUUAAAUUGUGCGUAAUAAGAACAGCUUGUUUUCUGCUCUGCUUCUGUUUAGGCGCAGCAGUGUUGUCAGUUGCGACAUGUUCUCUCCUUCUGGCGAUUGUUGACUUUAGAGAGAGCAAGGAUUUUAAUGAGGCGGGGAGAGGUAAGGAACUUUGCCCAAGCGGGUAAUAUCUCAUCAAAAUAAAAAAGAAAGCGCAUAGGAGCGAAGAACUUCAAGAUUUUAAAAAAGAGGAGUCUGUCAUAUAGAAAAAAGGCUAGGCUCGGAGUUAGAAUUGGCAUUGAUCUCCAAUCUCGUUCCCUUGUAUGAGUCAUUUUGAUACAUUAUUCGCGGAGGCGUUGCUCUGAGUGUUUCCCUCUCUCUCUCUCUCUCUCUCUCUCUCUCUCUGCCCAAGAACUAUCGUGUAGUGUUGAACUAGUAGGUCAACUAAAAUCACAUUUUCGGUUUUGAAUUCAUCGAGAAUAGCGUAGAUCCCCCGAUCACUUUAUACUUGAACCGUCUUCGUGUUUUACGUAGGAUCCGUUCGAACAGAUCGCAGACACGUACAAGCAGGCCAUGCCACAAAGACUAAUGAUGAAGUUUAGCAAUAGCAUGAGGAGGAUUGACUCGGAUCUAUUCGUCCCCGAGGUAUUAGAAUUAAUCUUACUCAACCUCAGGGGAGAGGCGGUACCAGGCGAAGAAGACAUGAGGUAAGAUUUCUAGAUCUCAGAUUUCAGGAAUUCUUUGCUUGAAAUUCACUUGUUUUAGCCUUUUAACCGGGCGUGACUCGUGAAAAACCUCCGUUCUCCUUUCGCUCCGUUGCAAUUAUCGCAUACGUUCACUAACUGAACGCCUGGAAUACAAAAUGUAGGUUACCUUAUAACAUGUGUCUUUCUGAAGCUGCUCUCAGAUAUUUUCUUCUCUGAGGAUAUCAAAUUCAGGAUGGUGUUGGAAAGUAAGAUUUUUACCCCUCAGUUUUGAAACACUGUAUCACCAAAAAAUGACGUGUAGUUGAAAUAGGUCUUUAACUCCACAAGUGUUCUUCACACCUCAAAAGUACGUCAUUUCAUAGCUAUCGGAAAACACCAGGAUGACCGCGAAUUCAAGUAAAUCUUGUCGGCCCCCUACACGACUCGUUUCUAGCUAUUUGUGUACAGUGUAUGUCCCGCCUUUGUUAAACACUUUCCCAAAUAUAGAAUUUUUAAGAGUACUGUAAUUUUGACUCAAAAGUCGGUCUGCGUUCUUCGUUGUUCAUUGGUGUUUUCUUACCGGUUAGACAGCAGAUUAAUAAAGAUGUCGAGGUUGAUUUUAAAAACGACUGUAAGUUGCACUUUUUACCAUUUUCGCGCUAAAAUAACUAACUUGGGACUUUGGGAGACGGCUUGAAAAACGUGUAAAGGUCUUCUCUGGUUCUUCCAACAUCCCGCUCGGGUCAUUAAGUGGGAAGGAAUAUGGUGCGGUCGAGUACUUUCCAGUAUUGUGAUACAUUACAGCCGUUUAUCCCUUCCUUUAGCUUGAAAGACUUUAUCGAAUGGCAUCUUGACAACAAGGGACAUGAGCCAGUUACUGGACUGGACGAACUACCAACAGACGUGAAGCUGAAGCACGUGAUCAACGCAUGGGGAACUUCUGUUGAACUGUGGGACAGCUAUCUGGACAAGAGGGAUGCUGCUUCAGCAUAAAACUGCUGCUAUGUGUUUUGUCCUACAUUUUUUUUCUUUUUUGUUCAAAGUCCCCAGACUUUACGUCGCUUUUUCCCUUAAUUUGAAUUUUCCUCCAGUAGUAUUUGAAGUUCCCUUUUAGAUUGCAGCAUGAAAAAUUAAAUGAAAAAACUUAGCGGGAACGGCUGAAAUAACAUGAAAGUAUCUGAAGAGGGAGGUUGGUCAUUUUAUGAAACAAUUACUAUGGUAUCUUUUUUCAAUUGCUUCGUCUACGUUUAGACAUUUAGAAUAAUUUUGGCUUUCGACUUCUUAAAUUUUAUUUCUCGAUAGCACGAGUUGGCUUGCUUUAUUGAUUAUUCAGCGACUCAAUCUGAUAAUUACCAUACAUCAUAUUGUUCAACUUGGGUAGCUUAAUAUUAGCAUAGAAAAGUAAAAAACAAUAUUAAAAAAUGUAGAAAUGUAAAAUGUGUAUGUUGGUACAUGUUAUAGGUAUAGGUAAUAAAGCUUUGUGAGUAUGGUUGUUAAAAAAUUGCAAACAAUAAAAAACAAUUUUAAAAAAAUAUUGGAGUUUUUAAUAGUAGCUUUAUCGCUACAAUAUCGCUAUUUUUCCCCACAAUGAAAUUAGGUUAACUGAGCGUAAAGCGAGGAUAUCUCCAUAUAAAAAGAAAACGAAAAAAGACAAAUUGCAAGAAAACUUUGUUCUUCGUCCAUGUUUAAAACUCCAAAAUCAUUUGCAUUUUUUAUUUGUAUAGGUAAUAACAUGAUUUCGAUUGCAAUUUAGUGAAAAUAAGCACUACGGGCCCGUGCAAUUUGUAGUCUUUGAAAACAUUGUAUUAAAAAAGCUUCACAGAAAGUCAAGACAGACGUAAUUUUGACAGCACGCGCACUUUUUUUUUUUAGCUGCACCUGUGUUACAACUUUGCACUCAUGUUAUAUGAAAAAUGCACUCGUUUGUGUUUGAAGUGCAGCCAGUGGUACUUUUAGUUAAUUGAAUUUGUUCUUCAGUUGCAAUUUCAAAUAUCAGAAGUGUUUCAAAUAGAUCUGAUGCCAGCGUAAGAUUUAAAGUAAGGUGGCAUUCUCAGAUUCCCUAGGUUCAUGAAGUUCACAUAAUCAUUUGUUCUUCAAAACUUUACACUCAUUUUUGCAAAAUGCUUGAUAUAGAAGUUUAGACAUUUAAAUAUGCAUCUAGAGAUCAGUUUUCUGGUUAGUUUGUGUUUAUAGACUUACACAUAAUUUUUUCAGACAAUCAUCCUACCAAUUCAAAGUAAAUUAAACUGUUCUAAGGGUUUAAGUUUUGCUUCUUUUUGGCUUUAGAGAGAAAAAAAUGUGUUAUGUAAAAUAAUAGUGUAAGACGCAAAGGCUGAAAAACAUGAUUGUUAUCAGGUUCCAUUGUGGGCUCUGAAUAAAUUGUACCGCUAUCAUCACUGC